Molecule: messenger RNA, 50040 nt
Organism: Coregonus sp. 'balchen'
Lineage: Eukaryota; Metazoa; Chordata; Actinopteri; Salmoniformes; Salmonidae
Source: the annotation of a GenBank genome assembly
CGUCUUUGGUGCAAUUCCUCAACACAAAUACAAAAAGACAACUCGUUUUGGCAGUCGCUGAGUCUGGACACCAGAGGCCCUCAGGCAGAGACACACACGUUGCGCAAAGGAUUUAUUACCUAGCACAACUUGGAGCAGGCACUCAAAUAUCAGAGUAGCCACAGUGUUGCUUGAAAGGAGCACAGCUGAGAGCGCUGAGGACUGUGAGCAGGUAGGUCGUUCUUCCCUCUCUCUGGCAGAAUGCGGGGGUCGGACGAGAUGGACCAGCAUGGAGGGAAAAAACAAACCGGGCUUGUACCUUUUUAAAAUUGUGCCAGUAAUGUUAUUCUAUUAUGUGACUUGAGGAAAGCUCAACAUUCCAUAAUGUACAGAAAGUAGUAUUAAUAGUGUUUAGGUGUUCUGGGAAAUAUAGUGAUAAUGCUAUUCUGCAAAUUAGUAUGUAAGCAGGUGCUUGUAUGACCACAUGGAUUUUCAGUUGAUAUUGAAAGAUUAGGGUGUAAAAUAACUUCAGCAUGGCUGAAUACCUUUAAAAAGGUACAUAAAAGACAAAGGUGGAAGGGUACUAAAUGUCGCAACUGUUUACUUUGUGGUCUUUAAGUUUUUAAUGCCCUCUAAUUUCAGUUACUCAAGUUACUGAAUACCUCAUUAAGUUUGUUAUGGACUUGCAGUUACUUAUGUGUCUGACAUACUCUACUGUACAUUUGAAUGGGAUUCCAUAUGAAGAGGCACAUCUGACUUGGUGGUGGUGCAUAAUAUCUUUUUAGUUGGGCAUGUGUGUUCUGCAGUUUGAAUUUCACAGUUGUGGAAUUUGUGGAGCUGGAUCAUAGCCGUGAGGUCAUAGCCGUGAGGUCAUAGCCGUUAGGUCAUAGCCGUGAGGUUGCCGGGUGACGGCUAACUAUAGGCGGAGGUGUCAAAUAAAAAUGCAGUCCAAUAUAUAUAUAUAUAUAUAUGUAUAUAUAUGACGCCAUAGCUAGAGUGGGCUGGUUUUAAAGUCAAACGGCAAAAAGGUAUUCUGAAAUCAGUGCAAUUUAGACAAUACAUAUACUGUAUAUAUAUAUAUAUAUAUAUAUAUAUAUAUAUAUAUAUAUAUAUAUAUAUAUAGGCUAUAUAGGCUAUAUAGGCUAUAGCCUAUUUAUUGCCUUAUUGCCUUACCUCCAUAACUUGCUACAUUUGCACACACUGUAUAUACAUUUUCUGUUGUAUUUUUUGACUUUAUGUUUUGUUUUACCCCAUAUGUAACUCUGUGUUGUUGUUUUUAUCGCACUGCUUUGCUUUAUCUUGGCCAGGUCGCAGUUGUAAAUGAGAACUUGUUCUCAACUGGCUUACCUGGUUAAAUAAAGGUGAAAUAAAAAAAAUAAAAAACUAUUAAAAAAACUAUAAUGUAUAUAUAUAUAUAUAUAUAUAUAUAUAUAUAUAUAUAUAUAUAUAUAUAUAUAUAUACACACACACACACACACUGAGUAUACGAAACAUUAGGAACACCUUCCUAAUAUUGAUUUGCACCCCCUUUUGCCCUCAGAACAGCCUCAAUUCGCCGGGGCAUGGACUCUACAAGGUGUCGAAAGUGUUCCACAGGGAUGCUGGCCCAUGUUGACUCCAGUGCUUCCCACAGUUGUGUCAAGUUGGCUGGAUGUCCUUUGGGUGGUGGACCACUCUUGUUAUAAACGGGAAACUGUUGAGCGUGAAAAACCCAGCAGCGUUGCAGUUCUUAACACACUCAAACCGGUAUGCCUGGCACCUACUACCAUACCCUGUUCAAAGGCACUUAAAUAUUUUGGCUUGCCCGUUCACCCUCUGAAUGGCACACAUACACAAUCCAUAUCUCAAUUGUCUCAGGGCUUAAAAAAUCCUUCUUUAACCUGUCUCUUCCCCUUCAUCUACACUGAUUGAAGUGGAUUUAACAAGUGACAUCAAUAAGGCAUCACAGCUUUCACCUGGAUUCACCUGGUCAGUCUAUGUCAUGGAAAGAGCAGGUGUUCCUAAUGUUUCAUACACUCAGUGUGUACCUUGUGUGUGUGUGCAGACAUUUAGACUAACGGUUAAGAAAAUACGAAUGACUUGUAUCUACAUUAACUUUUGUUGUGUCAUUUAACAGAAACAGAAAGAAAUUAGAAGAUACAUGAUUGUAUUUGGAAACAAUGCAGUUGAACAAAAGGAACAUAACAUUAGCAAAAUGCCCUGUGCGUUACAAUGGUGAAGCAUGUGCCAAACAUACCUUGCAGUCUCUAUUGUGUCAUUUAUGCAUGAACUUGGCAGCUCCCUUAAUUGAAAAUAAUUGAGAAAACCAUUUGCCAAUUCAAAUGCUACUCUUCAGAUACAGCACUCGUUUGUUGCCAAAACCCCCUUGUCAUCAAGGAACAGUUUUGUGUGAGUUAUACAGCUGAAGUCAGAAUCUGGGUUAGACACUCUCAGCUGUGGUCAGGGUAUGUGUGAAAAAUCGCCGGGAGAGACACUUGAGAACCUCUCAGAUGCCAGUUCAAGUGCGCGGUCAACAGUGCAGUCAAUGGUGGAAGACAGAGUUACUCAGACUUGUCUCGCACCAUUUUAGUAAUAGGUACGCGGGUCAUUCCACGAAAUGGGUGCCUUUUGCGUCCCAUUGUUUUUUAAAGUACAAAUGUUCCACCAAUAUUGAAUUUUAAAAGUCCAUACUUAAUAUAGACCACAUGGAUAAUUCAAUAAAUCAGUUUUUUUAAAAAUCUGAAUAAAGGCUUGUUACUGUGUCAAAAUUCAGCAUUCCCUCCAUCAACACUCUGUCACUUCUAGGAAGAUUUCAACCCACUUAAUCCAAACAUUUCUCCAAUUUUCACCAUCAUUGUAAAGGCCUAGUUAUUUAGCUGCUUUAACAAAGUAAGUUCUGAAGAUUAUUAUUUAUAUGCAUGUGAUUAGUGAUGCAUUUACAUCUGUCUCUAAUUUUAAAGUGAAACCCUGUUAUGCAAACAAUUUGCCCCUUUAAAAUAAUGUACCAUUCCACCAAGUUAAAUGAUUCACAGCCGUUGACAUCCUUUGGGUCUUCUGAACAGCAUGGUAGAAAGGGAAAUAAGUCUUCUAUCUCUUUUCGUGGUUCGUAGAUUUACAUAUUGACCGUUCAUUGGUCCUUUUAUUUCGUUAGUUGUAAGAAUAGGCGGGGAUUAAAAGCUGAAGUUGCCCCUGGGUGUUGAUCUAAGGUCAGUUUGGAAUUUUCGUGAAGAUUUGGGGAUGGUAACCUCAACAAGAUUCUUAAUUCUAGAUCAGUUUCUACUUACAUAUUCGCAGAGCCAGAGAGUAUACAUUUACAUUUUAGUCAUUUAGCAGAUGCUCUUAUCCAGAGUGACUUACAGUUAGUGAGUGCAUACAUUUUUUCAUACUGGCCCCCCGUGGGAAACGAACCCACGCAUUGCAAGCGCCAUGCUCUACCAACUGAGCUACACGGGGCUGUGUGUAUAGGCACAGAGGGUUACUUAAAAGUAUCUUUGGUAUAGGCAGUGGGGAAAAAAGUACCCAAUUGUCAUACUUGAGUAAAAGUAAAGAUACCUAUAUAGAACAUGACUCAAGUAAAAGUGAAAGUCAACCAGUAAAAUACUACUUGAGUAAAAGUCUAAAAGUAUUUGUUUUUAAAUAUACUUAAGUACCAAAAGUAAAUGUAAUUGCUAAAAUAUACUUAAGUAUCAAAAGUGUUCUUUAUAUUAAGCAAGCACAAUUUCAUUGUUUUUAAUUUAUUUACGGAUAGCCAGGGGCACACUCCAACACUCACACAUAAUUUACAAACUAAGCAUUUGUGUUUAGUGAGUCAACCAGAUCACAGGCAGUAGGGAUGGCCAGGGAUGUUCUCUUUAUAAGUGCUUGAAUUUGACAAUUUUCCUGUCCUGCUAAGCAUUAAAAAUGUAACGAGUACUUUUGGGUGUCAGGGAAAAUGUAUGGAGUAAAAACUACAUAUUUUCUUUAGGAAUGCAGUGAAGUAAAAGUAAAAGUUGUCAAAAAUAACAAAGUACUGAACCCCCCCCCCCCCCUCAAAAAAUAAAUAAAUAACGAUUUAAGUAGUACUUUAAAGUAUUUUUACUUCAGUACUUUACACCACUGUUGUUGAUCUAUUUAUAAUUGUUUAAUCAUGAGAUGGUCUAGCUCAACACAUCAACCCUGUUAGCUCAGUUAAUCUUAAGAAAACUUGAAUUUUAUUAAACUUUCAUAAUCUGUGGAACAUACUGUAUGUAUAAUGAACACCAUGUGGUACCAUGCUCUUCACCACAUGAGGAGUAUGGCUGAUCGUCACCUAAAACCUCAACCCUGUUAGAGGCCCAACGGUAACUUUAUCAGUUUGAUAUUAUAUGAGAACAUGUUGGAUUUAUCUCCAACAUGCUUUUAAAUAAUAGUUAGGAAGUUACAUAAGUGUCUUUAACAGGGUUGACACAUAGUGUGUUAAAAGCGCUGAUAAAAUGCUCUUAGUUCAUAGGAUGUUUAUGCUUGAGAUGGGAAAAGUGUUUUUCCAUAGGCUAAACAUAUCCUCUAUGCAAUUGAACAUUGAAAGAAGAGAUAUUUUAAAGUUCAUUUCUUAAAAGUUUGCAUGUCCAAAAGGCACCCAUUUCGUGGAAUGACCAACAUGUGUUUGUUUGCUGUUCAGCCCCUGAUGAGAUCAUUCUCACGGCUCACUGUAGGUUCAGCACACUGUCAAGCUGGUUGAUUCAUAAUGUAGCUAUAUCCUGCCCCUAAAUUAAUGGCCUUGGUGCUGUAGUGUUACAUAGCAAGAACCCACAGGUCUUUGUCAAUCUUCCCUCAGAGGUGAAAUUGACACAGGUUUACAUGCACACUAUUACAAUACUUUCUUGUGUUAGGACAGUGUGUGAAUGUUUGCUACCAAGUGGAUAAAGUUAAACAUUAAAUCACAAAAAAACAAGGUGUAGUUUAUAUUAACACAUUUACCAGUGAACAGGACAUGUUAAAUGGAGUCACGAAGGUCAUGAGGUUGAAGGUGCUCCAUCAAACCUGGACACUUUAUUUAGAGUGUUGCGAGUGGCGCAGUGGUCUAAGGCACUGCAUCGCAGUGCUAGCUGUGCCACUAGAGAUCCUGGUUCGAAUCCAGGCUCUGCUGUAGCCGGCCGCAACCGGGAGACCAAUGGGGCGGCGCACAAUUGGCCCAGCGUCGUCCAGGGUAGGGGAGGGAAUGGCCGGCAGGGAGGUAGCUCAGUUGGUAGAGCAUGGCGUUUGCAACGCCAGGGUUGUGGGUUCGUUUCCCACGGGGGGCCAGUAUGAAAAAAAAAAAAAAAAUGAAUAAUGUAAGUCGCUCUGGAUAAGAGCGUCUGCUAAAUGACGUAAAUGUAAUGGUAAUGUAAAUGUUUAUUAAUUCAGUUUCAUGACUGCACGUUGGAAGUCACGGCAGGGCUACAUCUGUGUUGUCUAUCACUCUGUAAUACAACACCUUUAUGAGUUCAUGUGGAACACCAUGUGGAAUAUUUGCAAGAUGAAGGAGCUACAAGACAAAACUGCAUCACUGAUCCAAUAUCAACACUUUUUCAUAUAAUUUAGUUAUGAAGUAGUCCAAGUAAGCACUUGUGAGAUAAUUACAUAACAAAGUACAAAACUAGUAACAAACAUAUGCCACAACAUGAAUAAUACGUCAUGUAAACAUAUACAUACAAACAGACAUACAUUAUCAAUAAAGAGGACUCUUCUUUCCAUCAACAGUAGCAGCACAUUUCAAGACAGCCUGCCUCCAGUGUGGUGAAUUACUUAUGCUGCCAGUCGUGGCAUAUGGCCCACAUACUCAUGGCAUGUAAUUAUGUUAUAAAGCAUGGCUCCUAUUUCUCACUGCACAGCCACUUAUCAGAGAAACAGGUGAAGAUCAGCGUGAUAGCACACGGGCACGGCAUAGCCUGGAUCUAUUGACAGUUAAUUUACUCUGCAGGAGGUUGCAUAUACUGUCUAAUACAGAUAGAAAUUGUAGAAAACAUCAAACUGAAUGUGAUGUAACACUUGAUGAAGCGGCCUAAUAACUUAGCCAUCUAAAGUGUAUUAGGAGGAUGAGAAGGGUAGCAGGUUUCCUGUAACCUGAAGGACCUUUUGCUCCUGCCCAGAUAUCUCCUAGGGCAGGUUGCUUUGCUCUUUGGUGUUCAUUUUCAAGCCCCCGGCAAGAGUCAAGACCACUGCUGGAGUCCAGCUCUGCUUUGGACAGACACUUGGGAGUGUGUAAUGAACUAAAAAUAAAGCUCUCAAUUUGAGUAAUGGCACAGCUCGUGUGUUUAUUAAGAUAGCCUGAGGUUCAGGGAUGGAAAUUAAUCUAGCCCGCUAGCCUGAAGUGAUACUUUUCAGACCGGCCUAAUAGAAAAUGUGCCCAAGUAGCCCGCCGUCUAGAGAAACUUUGUAUUUACAAAUAUCACAUGACACAGAUUUUGGACUACUAGCCUGGCUGUCCAGUGCCGAAAAUCCUUAAAUUCCAUCCCUGUGGAGGCUGCUCGAAGAGUUAAGGACAGAUUCUAUCAAACCUGUUCAGCGCUUUUAUUAUUCAGAUAGAAUGCUUGAGACAACAAAAUCUGCUCUAGCUUAUUUUUUACAACUAGAAUCAACCUGGUUAUUUACUAUUAGGUGGUAACUAACUAGUAGCUUGUAACAAUGGAUACCAACUGGAACUUAAUUAGUUAAUAAUUUGUACCAAAUGGUACACAUCGUUGCAUGCUUCAAUGGAAUUCCAAAACAAUCAAAUGUAUAUAUUAAGUAAUUAUUAGGUAACCAGAACGCUAAGACCAGUUAAAGAUAACACGAGUUAAAUACAAACAGUAAAAUAAGUAGUUAAUACCAGGUAAAUACAAACAGUAAAAUAAGGUAUAAACUCUCAUGUGAUAUUCACUCGUUAUCAGUGGAUGUCGAGUCAGGCAGGUUUGGUGGCAUUGAGUUCUCAAGCAUCCCCAAUGUUAGUAAAUACCACUUUAGCCUACUUGUAUAUCACAUAAUGAGGGAGAUUUCUCAUGAUGCAUGUUUGUAGCUUAUUGUACACUACAAUAUCUGUUUUCACAAUGAAUUAAUUAUACCCAUCUGGUCCUCAUAGGGUACUAUAUAUGUGAAGACACAUACUGUGUGUUGCUAUGUCGCUAAUAUGUUGCUGUGACGCUAAUAAGUUGCUACGUCGCUAAUAUGUUGUUGAUGCAUUUAAAACAUCCAACAGAUGGGUGGGGUUAUGGCACCAUGCAAAUCAUGUGAACACAUAAUGUUCACGGUUUCAAAUGCAAAGCUGAGUCAUCUGCACCACCUGCUAAAUCAAAGUACAGGCAAGUGCUGGUAAGAUGCUAAUCCAAAGUACAGGCAAGUGCUGGUAAAAUGCUAAUCCAAAGUACAGGCAAGUGCUGGUAAAAUGCUAAUCCAAAGUACAGGCAAGUGCUGGUAAAAUGCUAAUCCAAAGUACAGGCAAGUGCUGGUAAAAUGCUAAUCCAAAGUACAGGCAAGUGCUGGUAAGAUGCUAAUCCAAAGUACAGGCAAGUGCUGGUAAAAUGCUAAUCCAAAGUACAGAUAUAAUAGUAGAAUAUAAGGUAAAACAAUGCAUGCAACCAUACAGUCCUAGUUUAGAAACAAAAUGUAGUUAUUACAUGAUUUCAAGGUAAUUCAGCUUUAAUGCUGUAUACCUAAGUUCUUAUCGUAAAUAACUUAUCUUCUCAUACGUUAACUCAAGUUAUCCUUAAGUAUCACUUCAAUGAUACGGAAAUACGAAACCUAAAUAUUAAUAAUUAGAUAAGACCUGAAGCGGUAGAACUCACCUUACUGUUUUCUUCCUUAACUGUAUUUUCUAAGAAUCUAUGGCGAGAUGUAAAAAUAUGAGUUAACUUACCCUUCAUAACUCCCCCCUCUUCAACCCCUAACCAAUUAGCAUUUUAAGGCUUGAUGAGCAGAACAGCCAUUAGGUCAAAUUUUACUACUACAACAAAAAAAGGAAGGAUAGAGAGUUAUGUUACCUAUCACGUGUAGACCAAUGAUACUGAUACGUCUCCAAAAGUGCUGUCAGUCUGUGUCUGAGGACACCUGAUGUACAUUAUAAAUCAAAAUCCUAAUUUAUCUUGGACAUGUGACAAGCCAAACAACAUAUGCUGGUUGCUUAGUGGUUAAGAGCGUUGUGCCAGUAACCGAAAGGUCGCUGGUUCUAAUCCCUGAGCCAACUAGGUGAAAAAUCUGUCGGUGUGCCCUUGAGCAAGGCACUUAACCCUAAUUGCUCCUGUAAGUCGCUCUGGAUAAGAGCGUCUGCUAAAUGACAAAAAAGUAAAAUACAAAUAAGACCAGGCAGGCAAGGAUAGUAUUGCUUUAAGAAAAAUUGUGUGAUUCAGGUAUUGUGUGACCACAAUUCAAUAUUAAAUCGUCAACAUAAAACUGUUAGAAGGAAUUCUCUAAAUGUAGGAUCAACUCUUAAUCCUGUAGAAUCAUAUUGACAAGUCAUCUGUAAUCAGCAGAGAUCUUCGUUAGCUAUGUUCCCCAUUUUCCAUCUACAAAGACCUUGAUGUGUAUAGUGCCCUCAGUCCCUCUGUGGCUACCCCACCGCCUCUGAAUAUCCUCCCAUGGUUUGGUUUUAGUAGAGAUCUCAACAAGUGCAGGGCUCAAUCAAAACAUGUCAGCAUCACAUUCCUAGGAUAGAUAGACAUCCAUCCAGUGGUUGGACACAAGGCCAAUAGACAGACAUGUUGCAUGCUGCCUCUUACUGAUUGGGUAGAAUAACGACACCAUUUAAUCAAGAUUCAUCCUCCUGUUUCUAGCAGCUGCUUCUUUCUGUAUCAUUUGGGAGGAGUUGGAACGUACAACUACCCUGAUGAAGCAAUUUUAGGGUUUCUUAGAUACGCAACCCUUUAAUGAGAUUAGACAUGGUACAAACUAACACUAAACCCAAGUUCCAAGUGGCACCUGCUGGUAAUUAGCGCAAAGAGGAGAGAAUGUCACUCAUGUAAAUGAUCUCUUCUGAAACCCCUUUUUUUUCCUCCUUGUGUCUUUUUAUUUUGUCUCGUACCUAGUGGGCAUCUCAACGACUGUAAAUCAGUGGUAGUGACGUUCCAUUCAACUUAACAGUUUUAACUUACAUUCCUUUUCUCUGUGUGAGUGUCUGUUACAGAGCCUUCUGAGUUAAGAGAGCUCCAAAAGAUACCAAGAUGAAGUUAAUGAAGGCGAAAGUGACAGAUCAAUCUGCCGAAGGGCAGAAGGGUAAGUGCAAUAUGAUGGAUUUCUCCUCAGAUCAUUAGAAUCAAGACAGACAACCACCCAAUGCAGUCACACACAUGCAAGGGGGAAAUAACAAAAAUGGCAGGAAUCAUAGCCCAUUAUUGAUUGCCAAGAUACAGUUGCAGGCACUAAAAUGUUAGGUUGUGCUGUAUUGGCAGAACAAUUGUUGCAAUGUGUGUGCAACAUGGUCCUCCAGCGUCUUCUACAGAUAGUUUGCCAGUAAAUCGAUGUAUGUAAAGUGUUUCAAUUAGACCUUCCAAUAAACAACAGAGUGAAGAGAAGAUAUAAGAAGAUAUAUAUUUUCAGAUGACAUUUAGGUAAAUGCCAAGCUUCGUCAAGAACAUCACCUAACAAUGUCUUCUGCUCUUGUGCUAUCGAGAGGAUGUUGAAGAGAUCCUUCACUCCAAAUAUUUGUGCACAAUCAUCUGAGCUUCUAGAAUCAUGCAGGAGCACUCUGAUUAAAUAUGAACAACACCUACUACAGUGUCAAUUAUACUUGGAAUGAAGAUAUUGCAGAAAAGGAGCAUUCUCCAGACCAGCACACAAAGAAAUACAAGCUGCUUCAGUCAAUUUACAAGGUGAGGUAGCAGUCAAAUCACCAUGUCAACACUUCUAGUGAACCAAUCAUGUCAAACACUUCUCUGUCAACGCCAUCAUAAGGCAAUGUCACCAGCCAGUCAGUGGGUGAUAUUGGAAAGGGAAUGGGCAUGAAGAUAUUGCUAUGAUUCAGCAGAAGAAAGAAAACUAAGAAGUUUACCGCGAUUAUGAAGAGUGAAGAAUGAAAGGUGCUGUGAAUUGUUUUAUUUACGUGUAGUUUACAAAAAAAUCAUCACAAACCUGUAAGACAACACACUUAUGCUGGAAAAACUCAACUGAAGAACUGAUUUGACAUCAAGAGAAAUCGGUCAAACCUGUGCUGACUACUGGACAACAUAUCUACUCAGUCAUCAAAUCUAAACAGAAGAUUACGUUUGAGAUCAUAUUUGACCAGUAAACUGAAGCGUUUUAAGAGUUUUCACUGUGGGGAAGAUUGAAAUGGGAAGACUGGACUCAAAAGAUGGAUGUCUGACAAGAAACUGUUUGGUAGCAGAUAUAAUCUGAUAUCUCAUCUUCCUCAGCUGUUUUCCAAAUCAAUUUACAGCCAACUAUUAAUAUGCACUGUAACUGGCACAGAAAAGGAUUCCCAACAGCCCAACCCUAUGGACAACCACAACACAUUCAAUGGGACCUUAUUGGAUGCCAAUGAGGACUGGCAUAUCUGAAAUCUGAUACACCAAAGUUGGUCAGCAGAUUUAGUAUAAUUUAACACCAUUAGUUCUUAGUUAGUAUUAAUAGGCCGUCGUCAUAGAGAAAACAUAACCUUGUAUGCUAAAAACAGGAUAUUUUUAAAGAAUAAAAAAAUAUAUAACUAAGACUAAGACAAGCAGCAUGAGGACUUAGGAAACAAUAUAAUUGCUGUUAACGCCAUGAUUUGAUAUACUCAGAAAUGUGUAAUGGUUACUCAUUUAUAUAUACAAUUAAUCUUCCAUACUCUUUCUUUCAAACAUUUGUUCCAACAAAUAAUCUUCUGAAACCUUAGGAGGUUUGUUCUCUCCAAGUUGUGUUUGUUGGAUAUUUCCCCUGUCCUUGUGUUUAAUGUUAAUUGUAUGUAUCUAUGUACUGUAUGUGUGGAUUCAUAAUCCUGUCAAAGUUCCCAAGCCUCUCUCUGGUGCUUUUGUCAGGAUUAAUGUUUCCUGUCCUAUUUCCUUUCUCUUGCUGUCAUGUUGCUUGUAAAGUGGAAGGCGCUGAGGGUGCUGCGGAAAAGCCCCACCACAAAAAAGGUAUGCAAGAGAAAAAGGAAACUUCAACAACUUGAGUUACCAUUAAUGUGUCUUUCUCUUUGUACAAUCUUAGAAAAAGGUUUCCACUGUGGAAAGGGUUCUACAUUGAACCCAAAAGGGUUCUACAUUGAACCCAAAAGGGCCCUACAUGGAAACAAAAAGCUUCUUCUAAUGGUUCUCCUAUGGGGAAAGCUGAAGGACGCUUUAAGGUUUUAGAUAGCACCUUUUUUUCUAAGAGAGUAUACCUUAUAUCUUUUUUUCUGGGUGUUUUACUGUACCAAAGCAUGGUGGAUGAAAGUAAUGACUGUGUUGCAUGUAGGCUACUCUAUACAUCAUCAUAUGAAAGGUGUCAUUCGUAUACAUGUGUGACUCAAACGUUCAGCGUCACAACAGAUGCACUUAGUUUUCUAAACAAAUCCAUUAAUACUGACAAACUGUCCCUGAAGGGCAUUGUGGUUGAUUGCUAUGAGGUCCUUAUAUUGUCUUGCAACCUAACUGUAGCUUGAGCAAGAGAAUACAAGUCGAGUAUGUGGGAGAACAGAUUGGGCCCUUCAUGACCUAGGUUUUAUGUUAUGGGCAUCCAGAAAAUGUUCUUACAGACAAUUAACAUCUGCAUCAAACUAUUAUUUGCUCAUGAUUACUCAUCAGUGUUGUGGAAUUAUAUUUAUGUUCAGUUACAGUAGUCAAGUAAAACAUAGAAAUAUGGAUGGAAAUAGUAUGGAUGACCAAACGUAAUUUUAAAAAGUUGGGGUCAGAUUGAUUAAGAGUCUACAGCAGUGCUAAGUUUGCAGCUGUUAUAAUAAAGAAGAGAUAACACAUUAAAGCUGAAAUCCAUAAAAGGGGAAACAGCGCCAAUGUUCGCCCCAGCACCUUUGUUAUUGUUUUGUUGAUGAAACGGACGGGAGGAGCGUCCAGCAUUGUGCCAUUGUCUGAAGUAACUUAUUUGUUGUUGCAAUAUCUCAAACAGGACAUGGUAGUUUCACCAACUACAGAUUUAAGCUUUAAAGGAAGAACUUACAUUACCAUCAAUAUUUACAGAACAAUAAGGCAUUGAUCUAAAGUGAAAAUAAUGAUAAUAUCAUGUUUUUUGCUUAGUUGGCUUCCUUUUGGUAUGAAAAUAACACAUGCAAACUUUGCAUGUAGGUGCAUUCUCUUGGUAGAUGUGGCAUGUGAUUUAGGGCAGUAUUCCGACCUGAUACUACUACUUGGUUCCAUGUUUUGGUGUAUCAGCCAUUACUUUAAAAAGACUGUCUUGGGAUUAUUAGUUGUACUACAACUGCUUCUACAGUAAUAUUGAGUCCGAAUAUGGCCCUCAAUCACUUGCAUAGUAAAAAGUCAAAUAUUACAUGAUAUUGAUGCAUGUAAUAAUACAGUGAUUAUAAUUGCAUUAGAUAUAAUGUAUGUUACAUUUGGUCAUCCAUUAAAAUGUAAAUCUCAAGUGUUUUAAGCAGUAAGUGCUAACAAUGUUAUCAUAAUUUUGCCAUUUUCUAAUGAUGUAUUUUUUGUAUGUGAUCAGGCAAGAAAUUCAGAUCGAAAGUCCCUGGAGUUAUGAUCACGCAGUAUGUGGAUGAAAUACCAGAGGGAAAAAGCCACCCUGACUUCACCCGCAAGCCCAUCGCAUUGACUAUCCAGGAGGGUAAGGAACAGCUAAUCAUGUAAUAUUCUGCAUUAACAAACAUUCCUAUUAUACUAGAAUGAAUGUUGUGUGUUCUGCUAUUGCCUUUAAAAAAUAAAUAAAUAAAAAAUAGUCAGAUAUAUUAUUCCAAGCUGCAGCACAUAGGAAUUGGGUCAACCAAAAUGGGAACAGUGACCAACUGCAGCAGGGGUACUGAUGGGAUUAACACAUGUGGUCCACCGUAGCUCAGUUGGUAGAGCAUGGCACUUGCAUUGCCAGGAGAGUGGGUUUGAUUCCCAGGACCACCCAUAAGUCAAACAUAUAUAAAAUGCACAUAUGACUGUAAGGCGCUUUGGAUAAAAAGUGUCUUCUAAAUGGCAUAUAGAAAUUGGGUCAACCAAAACAGACCUUACAGUGAAAUACUUACUUAAAACUGCAUUGUUGGUUAAGGGAUUGUAAGUAAGCAUUUCACUGUAAGGUCUACACCUGUUGUAUUCAGCGCAUUUGACAAAUAAAAUUAGAUUGUAUAUAUUAUAUUAUGUCCUGACUAAGACAAGAAGCAUAAGGACAUGUACGGACAGGGACAGGCCAGAUUGCCUUAUUUUACAUCAAGUUGAGUGAUUUAUAUCAUUUGGAGCAUGUUCCACAGGCUUCAGAGCAUGACAUGUGACAGUGGUCAUAAGGCAUGUGAUGUAUGGUGGAGCCCACAAAAUGCUAUCCUUACAGAUGGCUCGUAUCAACUUCAUUUGACACAGAAAUGAAAUGUAGACUCUACGUUAUUUAUGAUUAUGAUGACCUUCUACGCCCUACCCACUCACAUACCAAAUCCUUAUUUAACCUGAGGAAGAAAAAAAAAAACGUACACACUUAGAUUGGUGACACACCCUUUACUAGAGGCAGUCUGUUAAGCUCCUUAUUAAAACAUAUGCCAUAAUCAACGCCUAGCUCUUUCAUCACUGGGGGAAGUUGAAUAACAAAUGUUACACAUCAUAUUUGGUUAAAAUGCAAUGUAUUCAGUAACAUAUCAAACAAAUACAGUCCUACCUAUCGCACUAAUCGUUGCUUAUGUAAAAUUGUAUCACCAAAAGGAUGGACUAAUUAGACACACAAAUAUGGACAUAUACUGAACAUCAGAAGAAAAAAACAAUGGUACAAAAUGCUACUAUUUAUGUGUUCUAUGACUCUAAACCCAAAUCAGGCAAGUUCGGGGUGUUCAAAGCCAUUGUGAUUGGUGAACCUACACCCAAAGUGACAUGGAACCGAGCAAAUGGAAACAUAGACGACCCGGAGAAGUUCCAGAGCAAGUAUGACGAGGCGACUGGUGAACACACCCUAGAGGUAAGGAUAUUUAUCACCAUUCAGCACCAACUGGUGAACACACCCUAGAGGUAAGGAUAUUUAUCACCAUUCAGCACCAACUGGUGAACACACCCUAGAGGUAAGGAUAUUUAUCACCAUUCAGCACCAACUGGUGAACACACCCUAGAGGUAAGGAUAUUUAUCACCACUCAGCACCAACUGGUGCUUAUACUCAACAAUAAAGGGGACAUAUUGUCAACUUCAGUUCCAUCAAAGGCUGCUCAAUCUCUUGACAUCUACACGUCCCCUCCUUUUUACUCCAACCUUUAUAUUUCAACCCUUUAACAUUAGGAAAAAAUGUAUUAUAAUAAUGAUUGGUUAAAUUCCUGAAAUAAAAAAAUAUAUGUAAACAAAAAAUUAACAAUUACCCUUGAAGUAUAUUCCAAUUGAUUUGGUUUAUUGAUCUUAAUAGCAGUUGAUGGGAAGUACACAGUAAAUACAUGAUCAAUGUGCUUACAGAUCCCCAAAGUAUGUACAGAAGAUGCUGACACCUACAAAUGCUUUGCAACAAAUGAGUUUGGAAAGGCUGUUUGCACUAUCCAGCUGAAUGUCAUUGAAGGUAUGACACAUAAAAAAUAGACUUCUAACACAUCUAAUCCAAAUCUCUCUUAAGCAAUAUUUAUCUUGUCAAACGAGCAAGUGCAUUCUAAUGAUUUAAAAAGAAUGAUCAACACUUCAAGACAUAAACAUUAGGAAACUUUUCUUUCCAGUUGGAUUCAAAAAGACGAAGGAAAUAGCCAAGUCAAAAGAAGAACUAGAAGCAUCCAAACCUGCGUCUUUUAGAACAAUGUUGAAGAAGCGGUAAGAUAAUGUAUUACAUACUACUCUAUAUACAGGUUGCGUAAAUAGUCUUGAAUUGGUAUUUUUUGUGGCUAAAAUUCAGGUUUCCUAUCUCUUAAACCUUUCAUACAGACAACCUAAACCUCUAAAAAUAAGGUAACAAUCAGUUAAAGCUCUCUGUUUGAAAGGGGUUCGGGUCUGGAAAACAGGCCCUAAUUGACCAAGGGAAACACUGCUGAAAAGACUUCUAUAAUAGGGGACAAUGAAUUAAUAAAGCAGACUAAAUACAAGCAGCAGCUCUGCAAUAGCAAUUCAAAUGAAUGCAUGCAUGGUAAAUGAUCAUCCUGUGUGAUCUACAGUGGAGAAAUCCGUGAGCAAAAGCCACUCGAAUCUGAAGAGAAAGUUUGGGAGAUCCUGAUGAGUGCCAACAAGAAAGAUUAUGAACGCAUCUGCGCUGAGUAUGGCAUCACUAAUUUCCGUGGGAUGCUGACAAAACUGGCUGAAAUGAAAAGGGAGAGAGAGGAGGAGCAAGCACAGGUAUAGUACUACGGAAUAUAUUAUUGCUGGUGUUAUUUUUAAGAAAAUAUCAAUAAAAUAAAAAGGUAAAAUGUGUCCGUUACCUGUUUGAUUUUUAAAAGAUCUUAUGGUUCCUCAGUCAUUUUACUAUACCUUUAUAUUUGUCUGUUUCAGUUUAUUAAACAAAUCAGUUCGCUCAAACACAUCGAAGUCAAUGCUGAUGAAAAUGCAACAUUUGAAAUUGACAUGGAUCUUAAGGAUCCCAGCAGCAGGAUUUUCCUCUACAAGGUAUGAAAGCUCAUACAAAACUGUUCAAUAGCUCUCCUGUUUAUUUCAGUUUCUCCUCCAGGUGCCAACUAUCAGGUGAUUGGCCACAAAGGUGCAUUGUUAAAACAAGUGUUAUCUUUAACACUUUGUUCUUAGUUGAAGCAUGAUUCCACACUACGAAUGUUGCUUGUUUAAAGGAAUAGUUUGGGAUGUUUACAUUCAGAAAGUAUUCAGACCCCUUGACAUUUUCCACAUUUUGUUACGUUACAGCCUUAUUCUAAAAUGGAUUCAAUAGUUUAUUCCCCCCUCAUCAAUCUACACACAAUACCCCAUAAUGACAAAGCAAAAACAGGUUUUUAGAAAUUAUUGCACAUUUAUUAAAAAUAAAAAACUGAAAUAUCACAUUUACAUAAGUAUUCAGACCCUUUACUCAGUACUUUCUUGAAGCUCCUUUGGCAGCGAUUACAGCCUCGAGUCUUCUUGGGUAUGACACUUCAAGCUUGGUACACCUGUAUUUGGGGAGUUUCUCCCAUUCUUCUCUGCAGAUCCUCUCAAGCUCUGUCAGGUUGGAUGGGGAGCGUAGCUGCACAGCUAUUUUCAGGUCUCUCCAGAGAUCGGGCUCAAGUCCGGCCUCUGGCUGGGUCACUCAAGGACAUUCAGAGACUUGUCCCGAAGCCACUCCUGCAUUGUCUUGGCUGUUUGCCUAGGGCCGUUGUCCUGUUGGAAGGUGAACCUUUCACCCCAGUAAGGGGUCCUGAGCUCUCUGGAGCAGCUCUGUUCAUCUUUCACUCGAUCCUGACUAGUCUCCCAGUCCCUGCCACUGAAAAACAUCCCCACAGCAAGAUGCUGCCACCACCAUGUUUCACCGUAGGGAUGAUGCCAGGUUUCCUCCAGACGUGACGCUUGGCAUUCAGGCCAAAGAGUUCAAUCUUGGUUUGAGAGUCCUUUAGGUGCCUUUUGGCAAAUGUGUCUUUUACUGAGGAGUGGCUUCCGUCUGGCCACUCUACCAUAAAGACCUGAUCGGUGGAGUGCUGCAGAGAUGGUUGUCCUUUUGGAAGGUUCUCCCAUCUCCACAGAGGAACUCUGGAGCUCUGUCAGAGUGACCAUCGGGUUCUUGGUCACCUCCCUGACCAAGGCCCUUCUCCCCCAAUUGCUCAGUAUGGACGGGCAGCCAGCUCAAGGAAGAGUCUUCUUGGUGGUUCCAAACUUCUUCCAAUUCAAGAAUGAUGGAGGCCAUCGUGUUCUUGGGGACCUUCAAUGCUGCAGAAAUUUUUUGGUACCCUUCAUCAGAUCUGUGCCUCGACACAAUCCUGUCUCAGAGCUCUACGGACAAUUCCUUUGACCUCAUGGCUUGGUUUUUGCUCUGACAUGCACUGUCAAAUGUGGGACCUUAUAUAGACAGGUGUGUGCCCUUCCAAAUCAUGUCCAAUCAAUUGAAUUUACCACAAGUGGACUCCAAUCAAGUUGUUAGAAACAUCUCAAGGAUGAUCAGUGGAAACAGGAUGCACCGAGACUCAAUUUUGAGUCUCAUAGCAAAGGGUCUGAUUUUUAUUUAUUUAAUUUAUACAUUUGCAAAAAUGUCUAAAAACCAGUUUUUGCUUUGGCAUUAUGGGGUAUUGUGUGUAGAUUGAUGAGAAGAAAAAAAUCAAUUUAAUCCAUUUUAGAAUAUGGCUGCAACGUAACAAAAUGUGGAAAAAGUCAAGGGGUCUGAAUACUUUCCGAAUGCACUAUAUCAACAUCCCCAAAGUCAGAUGAACUUGUGGAUACUAUUUUUAUGUGUCUCUGUGCAGUUUAAAGGAAGUUGCCAACAAAAGUCUGCGCAAAUGCUAAGUAGAGUUAGCGCAAUGACAGGAAGUCUAUGGGAACAGCUGUAGACUUCCAGUCAUUGUGCUAACGCUAGUUAGCAUUGGCUCACAAAACUACCUCCAACUUCCUUCAUACUGGACGCAGAGACAUAAAACCGGUAUCUACGAGUUCAUCUGACUCUCGGGAAGUAGAUCAAAAUGAUUUAAAUGUUUACAAAAACAAUACUCUGCAGGAUGGUGUUAUGGUUCCUUACACUGUUGAGAUGGAAGAAGAAAUGAAGCACCAACUGAAACGAGUUGGCAAAAAGUUUGUUUUCACGAUCAAAAAUCUAGACCCGGCAGAUGCUGGUCUCUACUCAGUGGAUGUAGAGGGAGUUAAUGUCUUCUCCACUGAUUUCAAAAGUGAGUACAAAUAUAAAAAUGGCAGUCUAAAUAGAGACUAGAAAAAAUGCUAUAAUAAUACGAUUAUUACAAAAUAGUUGAUGAUACUAUGUGGAAUUAUAGUAAAACAAGAGCCAAUACAUCAUAAUAUAAAUUUUUGGGGAAUUACAGCAUUCAAGGACUAUAACUGCAGUAUUUGUAAAAAGUGUGUGUUUGAGAACCAUGACAAUUUUAUCGUGUGAACUGGAUGGGCUUGUUAUGCAUUAUCCCCUAUUAUUCUCUAUCCAUCCACCAGUUCCACCUGUGAAUUUCGCCGUCAAAAUUCAGGAGGUGAAGGCAGAAGAACGAGAAGAUGCCCUCUUCCAGUGUGUCUUAACGGCACCUAUGGCUGAGAUUAACUGGAUGGGCAAGAGUGCCCCGAUAGAAAAUAAUGACAAAUUUGAAAUCACAGUGUCUGAAGACAAGCUCAUCCACAAGUUGUUAGUGAAGGAUUGUCAGCCUUUGGACGCUGGUAUCUACGCAGCUGUGGCAGGUAUCCAUUCCUGUAAUGCCUGGCUUGUGGUGGAAGGUGAGGUUAUUCCAUUUUCUCAUGGAAUGUUUUUGAACAAUAUUUCAGCAUAUCAAUUGUAUUCAUAAACCAUAUAAAUGAACGGUGAAUCACACACACACCCAUCACUGGCUACCAUUGUCUUACCACUAUAUUAAAUAGCUCUCAAAUUCUCUGAUUUAGUUGACAAGAACCCUGCGAAUAAAGGCAAGAAGAUAGCUCGCAAAACAACCCAGGCUGGAGGAAGUGAUUUGGAUCUGGAGGAAAAUAGCAAAGGAGCAGGCGGAAAAACACAAGAAAGACAUGGAAGAGAGGAUGGCGGAAGCAAAGAUAAAGGCUGCUGAGAGAGGUGUCACUGACGAAGCCGCCCGGGUCGCGAAAGAGGCCGAUGAUGCAGCCGCCAAAGCCGCCAGAGAGGCUGCUAGGGCUGCGGAAGCUAAGGCUAAGGCUAAGGCAGAGAAAAAAGCUGCUAAAUUGAAAGCUGCUAAGGAGAAGGCAAAGGCAAACAGGAAAGCCUCAGGGAAAGCCUCAGGUGAUGGGGCUGCAGGUGAUGGAGCUGCAGGUGGUGGGGCUGCAGCUGGUGGGGCUGCAGCUGGUGGGGCUGCAGCUGGUGGCGCUGCAGGUGGUGGGGCUGAGGGAGACGCUGCAGAUGGAUCGGCAGAUGAAGACAUAGUAGUAAGCACAGAUGAGUCUGAUGAGGAAGAUGAGGCCACAAAAACAAAGCGUGUGAGAAGCAAUCAACUUGUUCCAGACACGGUCAUAGGUAAGAAACUAUUUCUUCCAUUGAUAAGAUUUAGAAAUAGUUUAAAUGGAAGACUUCGGGGCCGGUAUCCCGGACACAGAUUAAGACUAAAAAGCACUUUCAAUGGAGAUUCUCCAUUGAGCAUGCUUUUUAGUUCUGGGAAACUGGCCCAUAGAGUAUAUCCACUAUACUAAGUAUAGUUCACCUAAAUGUCAUAUUUCUAUGACUAGGAUGACUGUCUGAAGGUCAUUAACACCUGAUUGUAAUUGAAGUCACACUAGAGGAUGAAUUUUGGUAAGGUAUCUUUUAAAAACACUACUUAAAGGAAUACUUUGGGAUGUUGGCUAUUAUGCCCUUCAUCUACUUUACCAGAGUCAGAUGAAUUGUGGAUACCAUUUCAUGUCUCUGUGCCCAGUAUGAAGGAAGUUAGAGGUAGUUUUGCGAGCCUGUGCUAACUAGCGUUAGCACAAUGACUUCCAGUCAUUAUGCUAAUGCUAGUUAUCAAUUGCGCUAGCACUAGUUAGCAACUUCCUUCAAACUGCAUGCAGAGACAUAAAAAUGGUAUCUAAGAGUUCAUCUAACUCUGGGGAAGUAGAUAUUGCCAAAAUCCCAAAGUAUCCCUUUAAGAAGUACUUACAUUAACAUACACAAAUAAGUACAGGACACACACCCCUGACAAGUCAACUAACGUACAAAUCAACUGAGAUACUUGUUUUUGUGUGUGUCCAUUAUAUCAUUAUGUUUUUUCGUUAUCGCUUUGGCACCCCAGCUUUAUUUUCAGAUUUUCGUCCCAUACUGUUAUUGUUAAUAAUGUACAUUGUUCAUUGUUACUUUCGUAAUCAUGCUAUUGCUAUUUUUGUUACCAUAAUUGUGGUUGCAAUUGUAUUUGUUAUUAUACUGCUUAUAAAACAUUAUAAAACCUUAUCAGCCAAGACAAUAGCAUCCAAUUACAGUAAGAAACUACAUCCAUGUAUGUAACAACUGACAUAUAUUAUUGUCAAAGGAGAUGCUAAAUCUAAUUAGGUGAUUAGCUUGCACAUUUUGGCAUAUUGUAGUUGAAAUUAUUAUUAAUCAACAUCAGUACAUGGAAAAUGGUCUGAUUGUAUCAUAUUAAUGUAUUAGCCAACCAACUUCAUUAAAAAUGAUUUUGCCUUUAAAGCAAAUACAAAAAUUCACAAGGUCAAUACAUACAAUUGAAAUUGUUUGACUUCAUCUUGAAAUUGAUGAUCACCAAUAGAUGAUGAUGAGGAAGCUUCAAGUGAGCAACCGGGGAAACGUGGUAAACGCACAAGGCAAGGCCCACUGCUCAAGGAAGAGAUUGUUGGUAAGAUUUUGUGAAGGUUGCAUUUGAUGAACAUGCAUGGAAACAGGUUGGUUCAAUAUCAGUCAUUUGUCGGAAAUGACUUUGGCACGCCGGCCUGAUAAAUAAAGGACAUCUUUGUUUACGCAAAAAAAGCUUAAUACUUACACUGAAAUUCAGGAUUAAUAUUAACCAUCAAAUGUAUAAUGUGUUUGUUAUUGAAGUUGAUAUACAGUACAUACAGUGAGGAAAAAAAGUAUUUGAUCCCCUGCUGAUUUUGUACGUUUGCCCACUGACAAAGACAUGAUCAGUCUAUAAUUUUAAUGGUAGGUUUAUUUGAACAGUGAGAGACAGAAUAACAACGAAAAAAUCCAGAAAAACGCAUGUCAAAAAUGUUAUAAAUUGAUUUGCAUUUUAAUGAGCGAAAUAAGUAUUUGACCCCUCUGCAAAACAUGACUUAGUACUUGGUGGCAAAACCCUCUGACAGAGGUCAGACGUUUCUUGUAGUUGGCUACCAGGGUUGCACACAUCUCAGGAGGGAUUUUGUCCCACUCCUCUUUGCAGAUCUUCUCCAAGUCAUUAAGGUUUCGAGGCUGACGUUUGCCAACUCGAACCUUCAGCUCCCUCCACAGAUUUUCUAUGGGAUUAAGGUCUGGAGACUGGCUAGGCCACUCCAGGACCUUAAUGUGCUUCUUCUUGAGCCACUCCUUUGUUGCCUUGGCCGUGUGUUUUGGGUCAUUGUCAUGCUGGAAUACCCAUCCAUGACCCAUUUUCAAUGCCCUGGCUGAGGGAAGGAGGUUCUCACCCAAGAUUUGACGGUACAUGGCCCCGUCCAUCGUCCCUUUGAUGCGGUGAAGUCCCCUUAGCAGAAAAAUACCACCUCCAUGUUUGACGAUGGGGAUGGUGUUCUUGGGGUCAUAGGCAGCAUUCCUCCUCCUCCAAACACGGCGAGUUGAGUUGAUGCCAAAGAGCUCGAUUUGACCAUAACACUUUCACCCAGUUCUCCUCUGAAUCAUUCAGAUGUUCAUUGCCAAACUUCAGACGGGCCUGUAUAUGUGCUUUCUUGAGCAGGGGGACCUUGCGGGCGCUGCAGGAUUUCAGUCCUUCACAGCGUAGUGUGUUACCAAUUGUUUUCUUGGUGACUAUGGUCCCAGCUGCCUUGAGAUCAUUGACAAGAUCCUCCCGUGUAGUUCUGGGCUGAAUCCGAGGGAGAUUGAUAGUUCUUUUGUGUUUCUUCAAUUUGCGAAUAAUCGCAUCAAACUGUUGUCACCUUCUCACCAAGCUGCUUGGCGAUGGUCUUGUAGCCCAUUCCAGCCUUGUGUAGGUCUACAAUCUUGUCCCUGACAUCCUUGGAGUGCUCUUUGGUCUUGGCCAUGGUGGAGAGUUUGGAAUCUGAUUGAUUGAUUGAUUGCUUCUGUGGACAGGUGUCUUUUAUACAGGUAACAAACUGAGAUUAGGAGCACUCCCUUUAAGAGUGUGCUCCUAAUCUCAGCUCGUUACCUGUAUAAAAGACACCUGGGAGCCAGAAAUCUUUCUGAUUGAGAGGGGGUCAAAUACUUAUUUCCCUCAUUAAAAUGCAAAUUAAUUUAUAACAUUUUUAACAUGCGUUUUUCUGGAUUUUUUUGUUGUUAUUCUGUCUCUCACUGUUCAAAUAAACCUACCAUUAAAAUUAUAGACUGAUCAUGUCUUUGUCAGUGGGCAAACGUACAAAAUCAGCAGGGGAUCAAAUACUUUUUUCCCUCACUGUACAUUAUAUAUAAAAUGUCAUUCAAAAUAGGUCCCAUAUGAUUUCAUAUGUAGUCAGAAAUAAUUGACCAAAACUGUGGCACUGUAGUUAAACAUAACAUCUGCCACAUUAUGAUGUACUAAUAGUCAUAAUUUGAAAUACAUAAAUUCAUAGGCCUAUUUGUUUGGACAGUUCUACACAAUAUAGCGAUAAACUUGAUGAAGCAGUUUGUAAAAUUCAUACACAUUGCAGGUCACCACCAUGUCUAAAUAAUGUCCAAACAAACAAUUAGUGUCCCUAGCAGAAGCACCCUUCACUUCGUGUCUGAACCGCAGAUAAAUACUUAAUGAGGAAAGAUUGAAUUCCAAACCAAGUUGAGCUCAAGCAGUACCUUUCUCUGAAAGUCCUUAGCUUGGUGGUGUUAUAUUUUUUUCUUUUGAGUAUUAACAUCCUUCUAAAUUUAACAAAUAAUAACAUGCACAGUUUAACAUACCUCUUAUUAAUCUUUAUAUAAAAUGCAAAAUGUACAUAGCAUGUACAUAAUACUGUUCACUCUUUGAAAGACAAAUAUGACAUAAUAUUUGUGUUUUAUAUGCCACGUGUGUGUGCUUCCAUGUUUCAUCUGUAUGUUAUUUGUGCCUUGUGUUGACCCAUUUGUGAAUGUUUGCUUUUGAAAAAGGGGCUCUCUUGUCAUUACAGAGAUUGGUGAAGGAAUUUGCCAGGUUACUUAUUCAAGUACAACAAAAACAAGUUUUACGUAAAAGGAUAUUGUCUUCAUAUUUCAUCAAUGUUUUUUCUUUUGAGGAAAAUGUUAAUUACAUCCAGCUACUAACCAGAGUAGUUAUGGAUACAAAAGGCUUGUCAGUUUCUGGAACUCCUUCAUAUCACAUCACAAUGUAUUGGGUAAGUAAUUGGAACCAAAUUCUUCACCACCCCUUCCUUGUUAAAGUUAUUGUUGUUGUGCAAUUGUUAUUGUUAUUAUUGUUGCUUUUGUUAUCGUGGAUGUUGUUGUUGUUAUUACUGUUACCAUUGCUGUUCUCUACAACGCCUUACCCAACGAUAAUCGACAAAUAAUCAGAGUGAUUGACAGUGACUAUGAUAAUCAUCAAUAGGAAAGACAAAUAGUAAAGGCACAGCCACAGAUGCAAAAGGCAAAAAAAGAAAGUCAAAGAGCGGAGGUGGUGCUGGUGGCGCCGGGCUAGCAAGCAGCGGUGCAUCUGCCGACAAUGGUGAGGCUGCAAGUGGCGAUGAGGCUUCAAGUGGCGAUGAGGCCGACGAGCCAGCAGAAGCUGCUAAGUGUGGCAAGCGCACAGGCCGCACAAGGCCAAGCCCAAUACUUCAGGAGACGGUCAUUGGUAAGAUCAUGGAAACUGCAUUGACUACUGCAUGGGAGGCACCGUUGAAGGAUCAAAGUCAUUUGAUAAAACAAAUGACUUUUCCUAUUUGAGGCUGGGCUUACAGAACACACGUGUGAUCAUUCAGAAUAAUGCUGGGUUUUAAUCCUUAGUUAUUAGUUCCCUGACCCUUUGGGAUGAUGGUGUUCUUGAAUAAGGGUGGCUUUAACAAUGGUUAACAAUCCAUACUUCACAUAGACUAUCAUACAGCACAUUUACAUGUAUUCUAGAUGUUUUAUAAUUGAUAGGUUUGGGAGGAACUUUUUAAUUUUAUUAAACCAUGUAGUUUACAAGUCAUUUCUAGCAGGGCAUAUCAAUAAUGGAUGACAAAAUUGCAUCCAUGUCGCCGCCUUAGUGUUUGCAAAUUGUGUUUUGUGUGUGCUACAGUGUGUUUAAAAAGCAUCGGUGUUCGUAGUUUGUUUGUCUUAACAAACAUUCUUGCCUGUGUAACCUAGUACUAAAUUAACUGUUGCGAAGUCUCCAAAAUGUGGGUUCAUUACUAAAAUAUAACCACGUCAGAAGAACACAGAAGACUCAAACCAUAUUUCAGGAAGAAGAAAAAACAUGAAAUGUCAGCAACUCAUGAAACCAUACGAAGAUUGAAGUGUGAUACAUAAGAAUGGAUGUGAUGGUUUGGAAGGUGAUGUGAAAAUAUAAGAAGAAAAUAUGUCAAUCAUUAUUUGAAUAUGUUGGUAACCCGUUGUAUUAAAGUGAUAAUGCCCUCGACUUCAUCUCAGGCCUAAAAACACCCGCGCCAAUAUAUCCUCCAAACAACGGCUUCACGGGCAUUAUCACUUAAAUAAGAAGAGCUCAAGCUUUAGAAAGAGAAAUAAGGAUAUAUGAAGACUUCUUGCCUGGAAGAUAAAACCUCAUGUUUUAGAAAGUGACAUAAAAAAACUGCACCUCUUACAUCUUACACACAACCAUUGGCAUAGCCAAGAAUGAAUGGCUACAUUUAUUCACACAGUACUCUGAAGAUAUGAAUAUCUCUUGUCAAUGAUCACCUUGACCGAAGACCUAUGGCAAACCAGAAUGAAGGCGAAGAGUGAAGAAUAACACCAUGAACUCAUGCCAUACCCAGGCUAACAGAAAGAGAAUAUAACAGAAAAAAAAUAAAAAAAUAAACAUAUCAACAAAUUCCUGAAAUAACAUGGAAAAAUGAAAUCUUCAAUAAUUUGCUUAAACAAUCAAAAUUGAAGAAAUGACAUUUCGCGAUCUUCAUCCACACUGGAGUUCAACGCCAUCUGUUUUUAGUCCAUCACACCUCUUAAAUAAUUUAGGAUUCUGAGAACUCGGAGCUUAGGUAAGUCAGUACACUAAGAUGACAUUAUAUUGUAUGCCAUGCAUACAUAAAUGCAUGAACUGUAUAACAAAGAAAGAUUGCAAUUAUUUUACUUAAUACGAAUUCCAACACUCACCCUAACAGGUACAUUGGCUUGCGAAAGUAUUCACCCCCUUUGGCAUUUUUCCUAUUUUGUUGCCUUACAACCUGGAAUUAAAAUAGAUUUUUGGGGGGUUUGUAUCAUUUGAUUUACACAACCACUUUGAAGAUGCAAAAUAUUUUGAAUAUAUAAGAAACAAGACAAAAAAAAUGAAAACUUGAGCGUGCAUAACUAUUCACCCCCCCAAAGUCAAUAGUUUGCAGAGCCACCUUUUGCAGCAAUUACAGCUGCAAGUCUCUUAGAGUAUGUCUCUAUAAGCUUGGCACAUCUAGCCACUGGGAUUUUUGCCCAUUCUUCAAGGCAAAACUGCUCCAGCUCCUUCAAGUUGGAUGGGUUCCGCUGGUGUACAGCAAUCUUUAAGUCAUACCACAGAUUCUCAAUUGGAUUGAGGUCUGGGCUUUGACUAGGCCAUUCCAAUACUUUUAAAUGUUUUCCCUUAAACCACUCAAGUGUUGUUUUAGCAGUAUGCUUAGGGUCAUUGUCCUGCUGGAAGGUGAACCUCUGUCCCGGUCUCAAAUCUCUGGAAUACUGAAACAGGUUUCCCUCAAGAAUUUACAUGUAUUUAGCGCCAUCCAUCAUUCCUUCAAUUCUGACCAAUUUCCCAGUCCCUGCCGAUGAAAAACAUCCCCACAGCAUGAUGCUGCCACCACUAUGCUUCACUGUGGGGAUGGUGUUCUCGGGGUGAUGAGAGGUGUUGGGUUUGCGCCAGACAUAGCAUUUUCCUUGUUGGCCAAAAAGCUCAAUUUUAGUCUCAUCUGACCAGAGCACCUUCUUCCAUAUGUUUGGGCAGUCUCGCACAUGCCUUUUGGCGAACACCAAACGUGUUUGCUUAUUUAUUUCUUUAAGCAAUGGCUUUUUUUCUGGCCACUCUUCCGUAAAGCCCAGCUCUGUGGAGUGUACGGCUUAAAGUGGUCCUAUGGACAGAUACUCCAAUCUCUGCUGUGGAGAUUUGCAACUCCUUCAGGGUUAUCUUUGGUCUCUUUGUUGGUGGGCGGCCCUCUCUUGGCUGGUUUGUUGUGGUGCCAAAUUCUUUCAAUUUUUUUAUAAUGGAUUUAAUGAUGCUCCGUUUAUAACCCAACCCUGAUCUGUACUUCUCCACAACUUUGUCCCUGACCUGUUUGGAGAGCUCCUUGGUCUUCAUGGUGCCGCUUGCUUAGUGGUGUUGCAGACUCUGGGGCCUUUCAGAACAGGUGUAUAUAUACUGAGAUCAUGUGACACUUAGAUUGCACACAGGUGGACUUUAUUUAACUAAUUAUGUGACUUCUGAAGGUAAUUGGUUGCACCAGAUCUUAUUUAGGGACUUUGUAGCAAAGUGGGUGAAUACAUAUGCACGCACCACUUUUCUGUUAUUUAUUUUUUAGAAUUUUUUGUAACCCAUUUCACUUCACCAAUUUGGACUAUUUUAUGUAUGUCCAUUAUAUGAAAUCCAAAUAAAAAUCCAUUUAAAUUACAGGUUAUAAUGCCACAAAAUAAGAAAAAACGCCAAAGGGGAUGAAUACUUUUGCAAGGCACUGUAAUUACAUAAGGGUGAGCUGCAAUUGAAGCACUGACACUAACUGUAAAUCUGGUAAAUCCUCCAGACCCUGGCGUUCACUUCACCCUUGGGCUUUCCGACGUCACCGCCAUUGUGGGAGACCAAGCUGAACUUUUCUGUAAGCUGAGCAAAGAAAAUGUUGAUGGGGUAUGGUACCUGGAUGGAGAGCAGGUGAGCAUCUACAUUGCAGUAUAAUUUAGCCAAUCAACACUUCAAUACAUAUUUUUAUGAUGGCCAUAGAAAAACACGAAUAAGUUAUUAUUAUUAUUAUUAUUAUUAUUAUAGUUAUAGUUUAGUCCUUAUUUUGCGUUUAGUGUUGAUGUGUUUUGAGCAAAAAUUUAGUUGUUUUAAUGGCUAUUGCAGAUGCAGACAAGACUGAAGAGAUAUAUCAAUCUAAACAUUGUGUUUUCCUGUUCAGAUUGAACCCGAUGAUGUUCUUACCAUGUCUAAAGAUGGAUUCUUCCAAUUCCUGAAAAUCAGCAAAAUCUCAGAGGACUAUGCUGGAAAAUACAAAUUUGAGGCAGAUGGGCGUAAAACAGAGGCCAUGAUUGUUGUUGAAGGUCUAAAUCUAUUUAACAUUUUUAUCUUAGAUCUAAUCUCAGCACCACAUUAAUUAUAUUUUAUAACAUUCUUAAAUUCACUCAUUAUAUUAUUGUACCUUUCUUUGUAGAUCCACCUAGAUUCGACCCAGAGGAAUUGAAAAAGUUUGCUGUUCCAAUCGUUAUUAAAAAAGGUCAAAGAGUCAGUUUCAAGAUACCAUUUGUGGGUCGGGAUCCAAUGAAGAUCCAAUGGUACCAUGAGGGGGAGGAGCUCUCAGAUGACACAAACAUCAAGAUAGAGCAUGCAGAGGGUUAUAGUCAACUGACUCUUAACAAGUUACAACGCAAAGACACCGGGGAAAUCAAGUUCAAACUCAAAAAUGAGUUUGGAACUGUUGAGGCCUUUGCGAAGAUCAUUGUAACUGGUAUGUUUAUUCUCUCUGGGUCCAAACAAUAAUUUAUUUUGUAUUUGGUGUGAAUACCUGGAUGUUACAAGUCACUUGGGCUAAUUCUAUUUAUCAAGCUAUGUAUUUAGAAUACAGUGCAAUAUAUUAUAUAAUACAAUAUAACAAGAAAUAAAAUAAUUACACUAUUUAAGUGAUUAAUGAAAGGGAUAGUGCGAGAUGAAGCCCUUUAUCUACUUCCCCAGAGUUAGAAGAGCUCAUGUAUACUAUUUGUAUUUCUCUUCGACCAGUAGGAAGGAAGUUGGCGGUACCAUGUUAGCUGUUCCCGUAGACUUCCAGUCAUUGCGUUAAAGCUAGUUAGCAUUGGCUCUCAAAAUCUAACUCUAACUUCAUACUGCACGCAGAGACAUACAAAUGGUAUGCAUGAGUUCAUCUGACUCUGGGUUAGUAGUUAAAGGGCUUAAUUACCCAAAUAUUGCACUGUCUAAUUAACUUCAGGAAGACAUUGUAUGAUGCUAAGAGAAAUACAACAGAGAGUAAAAGCUGCAUCUGUUUCUUGACAGACAAGCCCACCCCUCCCAUGGGACCUCUGGAGAUUAUUGAAGCCUCUCAAAAUGCCAUCGAGGUCAAGUGGAGGCCCCCGAAGGAUGAUGGUGGCUGUAAGAUACAAAACUACAUCCUGGAACGUCAACAGAUAGGCCGCAACACCUGGAAGAAGCUGGGUCCAAUUGGUCCAGAGGCCCACUACAAGGACACUGAUGUGGACCAUGGCAGGAGGUACUGUUACAAAAUCAGGGCCGACACUGAGAUGGGAACCAGUGAGUUGAUGGAGACAGAGGAUGUCCAGGCUGGCACAAAAGGUGAGUGCAUAAAUCAGUGAGGUCAAUUUAGCGUGAUUCAGGAUACUAUUUGUUAUUUUGGAAAUCUCAAUGUGCAUUGUCUAGUAUGGAAUACCAAUACCACAUUUUCAAAUGCUGAAAUGAAGUGAUUCAUUUUGUGUAUAUAUAUAUAUUAAUACAGAACCAGAAGACAGUUGUCGCUAAACCAUAUUUCUGUACUUAGCAUACCCUGGACCCCCUUCUGCACCCAAAGUGAUCAGUGCCUUCAAAGACUGCAUCAACCUGGCUUGGUCUCCCCCUUCCAACACUGGAGGAACCAACAUUCUGGGAUAUAACAUGGAGAAACGCAAGAAGGGAAGCAACCUAUGGAGCCCUGUCAAUCCUGCAGAUGAUAAAAUAAAAGGUUUCACCAUUACAACUUCGGUUUUAAUUUAUUGUUAUUUUCUUGUUCAUCUCCAAAUACUAUGAAACACGGUUAUUCCAUACAUGAAGUAUAGCGGUUUAACCCAUAACUUGCGCUAUUGUUUUAUAUGUUUGCUUGUACCACAGAGAAGGAGUUUGGUGUGAAAGAUGUGAUAGAGGGCGUGGAAUACGAGUUCCGUGUGGCAGCUAUCAACAACUCUGGAGCUGGUGAAUUUGGCACUCCUUCUGAGUUUGUGUUUGCCAGGGAUCCCAAAAGUAGGUCAUACUCAAUGGUAAUUUGUGUACAUAGAAAUUCUUUCAAAUUAAUCCAUAGUUUUAAGAGACCUAUUAAUAUGUCACUGAUGUGUAUCAUUUCAGAGCCCCCCGGUAAAGUCCUUGACCUGAAGGUGACGGACUCCACCUACACCACCUUGUCCCUGGGUUGGACUAAACCAAGGGAGGAAGAGGGGGUUGAGGAUGAAGCCAAGGGAUACUUUGUGGAGAUCAGACCAGCAGAAAGCCCAGAGUGGGACCGCUGUAACAAUAACCCCAUCACCAUGACCUCCUUCACAGUGAAAGGCAUGAAGUCAAUGGCCAUGUACUGGGUGAGAGUGAUCGCCACCAAUGACGGGGGAGAAGGCAAGCCGCAAGAGCUGGACAACUACAUCCUGGCAAUGCCCCCUCCUGGUAAGACCUUGAAUUUCAAACAUCCCUAUUGGCAUCAACAUAUUGAGAUGACAUAGCUUGAUUGCAAGCACCCCCCCCCCCCCACCCCACCCCACCCCACCCCCAACUUUGACUGUAUAGACAAAAAAAAAAUGAAUGUUGUUCUUAUGCUUUUGCGUCAUCCAGUCAGGCCAAGAUUCACUGAUCAAAAAGUCAAGAGUUUCAUGGUGGUGCAAGCAGGGAAUUCUGCACGAUUCAACAUGAACUUUGAGGUAAAAAGUGUGUUUUAUUUCCAAGUCUAAAAAAAUAUCCACUUUCAUACACAUGGAAAGAACCCAAAUGAAUUCUUCACACUACCGGUUGGAUAACACUCUUAUGUAGAUGUAGUGAUUGUAUUCUGAUAUUCUUCACAGGCCUCCCCUUGGCCAGAUGUCACUUGGCUGAAGGACGGCAUGCCUGUGUCCAAACGGGUUACCAUCAGUAAUGCUGAAGGGGCAUCCCAACUUUUGAUUCCUUCUUCAGAGCGUUCAGAUACAGGAAUCUACACCAUUAUGGUCAAGAAUAUCGUUGGCCAGGAGACAUUCAGCAUUGAGAUCAGAGUUACAGGUGAGAUGCUGAUGGCAUGGCUGACUGCGGUUCUGUAAAUAACCAAGUUAAAAGCAGUUGAGGUCCAGUGUUAAUCAUUCAUCACACAAUUAUUUGUGGUCCGAUCUAGACGAGCCCAAACCUCCAGGUCCUGUGGAGGUAGAUGAGAACGUACCGGGAACCGUGACCGUCUCCUGGACGCCAUCUCCUGAUGAGAAGAGGGACGACAGGCUGCACUACAUGGUGUCUAAACGCGACUCGAGCAAGAGAACGUGGCACACAGUGGCAGAUCACAUCUUUAACAACAAGUUCACAGCCUGUAACAUCAUGCCUGGCAGAGAGUACCAGUUUCGUGUCUACGCCAAGAAUGACAUGGGCUCUUCUCAACCCUCUGAAUCACCAAAGUGGGAAAUCACAGGCAAAAGAGGUUUGUAAAAGCUGUUUGGGUCACUCUUUGCAUAGUCCACGUGCUUUGAAAUGCAUCAAAAAGGCUAGCAAUUUUAUGGGUCACUUGUUGGUAAUUCCAAAAACUGAGAGCUUGGGCACUGACUGGUCCAAAGUCUCCCCGGCUAGUCAUUAGAUGAAGGGAAGUGUCCAUUCAUGGUUUGCUGCUCCCAGAAGGGAUCUUUAAUAACGCUUUGAACUUUAUUGUAUCAUGCUAAAGCUUUAUCAAAUAUAAAAAAAAAUAUAUAUCAGCAAACGGUGAGCGGACAUUUAUACUUUCUACAGCUAUCCUUUCAUUUCUGUCCACCCCAUUUGCCAAAUUUGGAUGUGUGUAAUAACUACUGUAAUCUUUAACAAGGUAUGUGUUGCCUCUGUGUUUGUGUUUUCAGAAAGGUUUGUGCUGGACAUGCCGGAGUCUAAGACCUGCAACCUAGAGCGUCCUCCCAAGUUCCUUGUCCCGUUGAAAAUGCACAACGCUCCACAAGGUUAUGAGUGCUACAUGAGCUGCGCCGUGAGAGGGGACCCAACGCCCCAUGUCACAUGGUACCGCAAUAAUAUCAGCCUCAACACCAACACCAACUACCUAAUCUCCAACACCUGUGGGGUCUGCUCCAUGCUCAUACUGAGGGUCGGACCCAAGGACACUGGAGAGUACAAAAUCAUUGCAGAGAACCCCCUGGGCAGGGCAGAGUGCUCCACUAAGCUCACUGUCUCAGGUAUAAACAACUGUUUUGCUGUACUACAUUGAAAUGUAAAUCUCAGAGACAAAACUAAUUUAUUCUAGUGUUUUGAGAGCCAAUAAUGAAUUUGAAAUAGAAACCAAUACAUUUCAAAACAGUGUGAUUUACUUAUAAUCCCAUUUUGUGUUCUUGUUUUUCAGAUUAGAUUGGCAUUAGAAAGAAGACAAUCACGCCCUUAUUUUUUUUCUUAAAGGAAAACUCCACCCAAAAACUAUCUUUUGGUGUUUGUUUCAUUAGUUCAUUGUUGACAUAGUCCCAAAAUGUUUUGCUUGUCAGCAAUCACGUUUUCAAGAUAUGUCACUUUCAAAAUACAGAAAUCAUCCCCGUAUGAUGCAUUUAGCAUCAUGCAAAAUGCAUCAUAUGGAGGAUGAUUUCUGUAUUUUGAAAGUUGUGUAUCUUGAAAACCAUUGUAUCAACAAUGGACUAAUGAAACAAAUAACAAAAUAUCGUUUUUGGGUGGAAUUUUCCUUUCACAGAGGUCCUCUGUUUUGUUUUCUAGUUCUGUGUAGAAAUGACAGUGUAUAUUUUUUUAGUUAAGCGUUCCCUGUAUCACAUUUAAUGUAAUAAUAUUCUACAUUCUGGGUGCUGCAUAUGUUUGGAGGCUCAGGUUGAGUACAUUACAAUGCAUCACUCUUUGAAUUAAGGAGAGACAAUUAUGUAACGUAAUAAAAUUGUGUUCAAUAAUCAAAAGCAGCCUAAAAGCAAGUCAUGAAGUGUUGUGUUUGUGUUUUAUUCCUCAAAGUGCAACAUUGGUAUAGGAAAGAUGAUUGGAAAUUGAAAUGAUGCAUGUUGCUAUUGUUUUCAGUGACUUUUUAGUACAUUUGAUCUAGAAAAUGAACAGUAAAAACAAGCAGAGAGCGAGGGAUCACAAUGUAAUCCUUUGCAUGGUUUACUGGCGUAAACAUUCAAAUGAGAACUGCAAAUGUGUGGCUGUGGUUCAUUAACUUCAAAGGUACUUAGUAAUUUGUGAAAUGUGUUUGCCUGCUGUUUAUGCUUCUCAUGGAGUAAUGCUGAUUUGCCUAUUUAUUCUUUGAAAACAAGAAUCAAAAUGAGUUGUCUAUCGGUGAUGUCUGUAGUGAUUGUUUUCCUCUUUCAUUUCCUUUAGGCUAUCUUUAUUUAUUUUUUAAAAAGGUUACCAUUUUAAUAUAAUAGAACUUAAUCAAUCUACUAUCUUCAACUAAAUACAAUGCAGAAAUUAAACAAAUAAUGGAUCUGAAUGGUGUGUUGUAAAGGAGAUGUUUUUAUGUUGGUUACGCUAUAUACAAGAGCUUGGUGUAAAUACAUAUUUCAAGCUCAUACGAUGUUGGAAUUUUGAAUUCUAAAUGUUUGAACAGGAGAGUCAAUAAAAAUCAGUGAUUAUUAGUUUAAUUUAUGUACAUUUUUGUGAUGCUUUUUAGACACACCGGAAUGCUUAGGUGAUCCGUGUCUAACUUUGAGUGGUUUUAGUCAGCUACAUAGCUUUCUUGAUGGCUUUGAAAUGUGUGGGAAUAAUUUAUACCUACUGAAUAUUACAGUAUAUAACAUAACAACCUGUUAUUUUUAUAGAGCACUCAUUUUACAUUUUGCUGAUACUACUUGAAAAAUAUUUGUGACAUACUGUACACACCUAUUAUGUGAGGAAUGUAUGUCCUGUCUCCUUGUAUUACUCAGGGCAUAGUUGUUUUGUGGGGUCAGAACAGUUGUCCAAGUUUGGUGUCAUUGAAGAAGAGAGGGUUAUCUGUUAACUCAGAGCUAAAACUCCAUCCAAGGUUUACUAUGGUACCAAGUCCGUUUUCAAUUUCAGUUAGGAAUGUCAAUUUCAACACAAUAUAAAAUCUAACUUUAAUGUUUUGACAGGAUAAAGCUCUCUUUUUCCACAUUGACAUGAUCAUUCUCUAUAGCUGAAAUACCCUGCUCAUAGAAGACAGUACUUUAAGUAGAUUUUGAUUACUCAUACCCAAUAAAUGACCAACUCCAAUAGAGUGAAACUACGUGCUCAAAUAAGUUAAACAUUGCUAAUUUGCAACCGGAUUAAAGAUAAUUGGUCAUCAUUAUACGCAUACUAUUUCCUGUGGCAUGCAGUCUAACAUCCAUAGUCAUCUUACGUAGCAUACUAACCAGUCUAGGUCCAUCGACAGAAGUGGAAACGUACCUUUAAAAUGCAGGAUGUAGAGAUGCCCGGACAGUGUUCAAUGUGUGUUGUUGCUCUCAUUAUGACACUUCUAGAACCUCUUUUAAAAAACGUACUCUAUAAGAAUGAAUUCGGUCCAAUGUCAAGCGGGUACCUUCAUUUUGAGGGAGGAGUUAGCUAUCCGUCAACUCUUGGUUGACUUUGGUACCUCCUUUUCAAGACCUGCAGCACUUGGGCCAAAUAAUGUAUAUGUCAGUAAGCCUAUCCAGCAGUCACGGUGGAAGGACACGGCCAAGGCUUGCACUGAGCAUCUCAAAAAGGGUUUAUUGCCUCUCAAAACGAAGACACCACACUCAAGUAUCAGAAGAACUGUGGCUAGAAGGAGCAGAGAGAAGAGCACCAUCCACUGAGCGAGAACAAGUAAGUCCAUUCCCUGGGCACAGGGCAAGGGGCUAAAUGUCAACAUGUGGGCAUGAUAAUAAUUCAUGACAUAUUGAUAUCAUUAUUGAUAAAAAUCUGUCCUGUGUACCUAUACUCAAAUACACUAUAUGUACAGUGGGUCUCUCUGCACACCUUUUUGAUCAUAAACCAAUUGUAAAAUGAUCCUAAGCUGUUUUAAAGGCUAAUGGUAUAUGACGUCAUUAUGUCCUGUAAAUAAUCCAAAUUAAUGUAAGGUUGUUAUGAUGCAAGGAAGGGCAUAAGUACAUCUAAUUGAAUGCUGAUGGAGAUGGAGGCACAGCAUCCAAUUCCCAAAUAAAACAUCCAUUACUUAGUGAUGACAAACAAUGAUUAAGAUGUCUAUUGAACUGAAAAACACAAUUAAAAACCAAAAUAUAUAAUAGUGAAAUUAAGUAGAUUUCAAGUUGUUGCUCAAUUUACAGUCCAAUAGUGAUUACAUAGGAAAAUGGCAUUCAUCAUGUUUAUAUUAUCUGGAACCAAUUGGCAGAUGAUGAUGGUCUAUUUUCAGGGAUACACAGCUAUCUAGUACUGUAACUAAAAGAUGAGAUGCCUUUUGAGCUGGAGAUGAAAUGAGCUUGAGCAUUAGAUGCCUUAUGAGCUUAGCUUUGUAGUGGAUGUACGAUGGGUGCUCAAUGUUGAUACAGUAUAAUGAUAACUAACCAAAAGUAAAUGUGGGCAAUACUGAUAUGUUCCCAAACUUUAAUGGUUUGAUACAUCUUGUGACGCCCUCCUUUCAAACGAUCGGAGCAGCUAAAAGAGGCAUCUUCUAACUGUCAAGAUGAUGCUGUGUAGACACAAACCCCCACUGGAACUGCCCAGGCAGUAAAAAGAGACUGAUUGCCACUAGACGGAGCUCGGCGUCCUGGGACAUAGACCUGCCACAUACCCAUCUUAUUUAUAAAUCAAUCCCACAGCGCAGUUGCUAGACAGGGCUAUUUUUCAUCCCAUACAAAUAUGGAAGUACAGCACAGCGUAGACGACGACGUUCAAACUUGCACGGAAUCCUGACGAAAAUCCGCCUCCUGGCUGGAUUACAUUACUUUGGUUGUCUCAUUAACAAUCCAAAAGCAUGCAAAAGUUGUUAAUGGAAUUCCUAAAAUAAGUGCAUUUGAAGUCUUACAACUGUGAACUGUACAGCUAGUGAAAAAAGAAUCAUGGAUUGUCUCCUAGCAACAAUUAGUUUUUUUAUGUGAAAAACAUUUCAUUCCUUGGCUAACCUCGUAGCAAAAAGCAGAGGUGCCAGAGUAAAAAGGAGGUGAAGAAGUCAGGAUGAAGAUGGUGAACAAGGAGAAGCUUUUAGCAAUGUAACACUGCCAGGAGAAUGGGAUAUAUAAUCAUUUCCAAAUAUUCAAUUAAUAUUUAUAUUCAUUUCACAUAAGCAAUAGCAUUAAAUGUAGCAUAUAUUCAAGCUCCAAUGCAUUCUGUCAAAGUGGACAAACACAAUACAUAUAUUGGCUCAUGACCUGAUACUUCUGAGAAUGACCUUUUGCUCCUAUUGAUUUUAAAAUUGCAUUAAAAUUAAAUGGACAUGAGGGAGGUAGUCUACAGUCGCCUGUUCCAUUUUCAGCGAGUGACUUGCGUCACAUGUUGCUCCAUGAUGGAUAGUUUUAUGAUCUAUUUGACCUAUUGCAUGCAAAAUGAGGCAGGUCACUUGCCACAGCCUACUUUGGGCAUGCUAAGUAUUCUGUGAUCACAGGAAUUCUUUAAUUUACUGUACAUCUUGAGUUACCACCUCUUGGAGCAUAUCAUGAUCCAACCACCUGCACUAAUACGUGCUGAAGUAAAAGUAGCGAUUUAAAAAAGAAAUGUACACUGACUGCACUGUCAAGUGACUGCACUGUCAAGUGUUUUUAUGCAAAAGUCAGAUCGUUAACAUUUCUGUGCACAAUUUACAAACUGUGCAAGUUGCUUCAUACCAACAAAUGUAUUAAACAUAUUAUAGUGUUUAAAUAGAGGAAAAAAAUCUGAAUUUUGAUCAAAUAUAGCAUAGUGUGGGUAUGGGUAUUAGUUAAGAGUUUCAUUGGAUUUUGAAAUGUAAACGUUUGUACUAGGCAUUCGAGUAGACAAUCGAGGGUGCCGGUAUCACUGCACUCAACUCACCAAAAAUAUAAAUAAUCCACUUGCAAGAGUUUCCCAUGACUUUUUUUCCAAGUGUCCUGCUUGUCCAAAUGUUAAAGACAGGGACAAGAAUGCUGUAUCCUACAAUCCGUCACACGCUCUCCCUCCCAUUCCCCCUUUUAAUAGAGACCUCACCAAGAGCAAGGUUUACUCAAAAUGUGUCAGCAUCAGAUUCCUACGACAGAAAUAUUGCCUUAAUCCAGCGGUUAAAGAAAUGGGUACAUGGCACCUGGUGGAACCAUCUGUGGAAGAUUAACUGUGUGGGAGACAGAUGGGGUUUCAUACUCUUACGAAUAGCUGUCUUGUCCUGUGCUGCCUGCCAUCCCACAUGCUUAGCUCAUAUACUGCUGACAUGCGCAGCAGUCUUCCUUCGUGGCCCUCAGUGAGGUCUGCUCUCCUUUGUAAGCCACUCACAGAAAGUGAUUCCAAUUAACACUGUGGAGUGCCAUGACCCACAGACAACAGUCAUGUCAACCAAGCAAUCAUGUACUGUAGGGUCUAGUUAUGAUACACAUUAUGUCGAUCACACUAAAUCAAAAAAUUAUCUUUGGUAAUCUUACUUUUUCCCAUUAGAAAGGUCUUCACCAGUUUAUCUCAGGGUACCAUUGUGCAUUUAUAAUGGUAUUCAUGCAAAAUGUAUACAAAAUCAACAGAGUUGAUCUCUGUAGGUUAACCAGUUAGCCAACCAUAGUACAUUAGCCGUUUAAGCUUGUUGGUUAAAUGUUUAAUUUGUAUAAUGUAGCAAUGUUUGCUUCCCGUAAAUGUCAUUAAUAAACAGUGUUGGAAAAUGUGUGAAAAAAAAAAAGGAAAACAAACUAGAGUGCAACAAGUAGCCUAAUAGAGCCAUUUUAGCUUAGCUAGAUAGCUUGCUACUUUGUAUGUCGUAUGUCAUUCCGGGAGCACACCAAGUCAUGAUUUUAUAUUAGAACAGGUUGAUGGUGCUGGUUAAGCGAUAAAAAAAAUACCUUAUUGACAUCCCUACUUGGUUCACAACUUGAUGCCAAACAAAAAAAGUGGAUCUUGUUAACUUGAUUUGAAAUACAUGUUCUCUAUUUCAGUAGCAGAGAACCAUCUGAAAAGCUGGUAAACUGCUAUCCAUAGCGAGAUGAAAUUCUUCAAGAAAACUAAAGAUGAGGAGCCAACUGCUCCAGGGCAGGGUAAGUAAUGCAUUUUUUUCUAAACUGAUGUUUUUAAAUGUUUAGUUUAAGCUUUAUUUAACUAGGCAAGUGAAUUAAGAAAAAAAUGUAAAUUCGUAUUUACAAUAACAGCCUACCAAGAGGCAAAAGGGACAGGGAUAAAAAAUUUAAAUGUUGGACAAAACACACAUCAUCACGACAAGAGACACAACAACACUACAUGAAAAGAGACCUAAGACAACACAACAUGGCAGCAACACAACAUGGUGGCAGCACAAACAUGGUAUAAACAUUACAUGUUUUCUAAACAUAACAUACUUUUUUAUCGAAGCGUAACUAAUCAAUAUAAAUGUUCAUAUAACAAUCAAUAAAUCUGGUUUCUUUCGGGUUUCGUACUUAACUAUAUUCCUAUAAGACGAUUGUGGUGUACUGUAUGUGUGUACGUCUAAUCCUGCUCUUUGUCUUACAUCCCACUAGUGGCAAUCAAAAAGAGAUCCAGAGUCCCUGGGGUCAUGAUUACACAGUUUGUGGAGGAGCUUCCUGAGGGCAUGACCACUCCUGAUUUCACCCGCAAACCCAUCGCUUUGACUAUUCAGGAAGGUAUGGGUCAUAUAUCAAACCACAAUGACAAUCUGAGAUAGUACUAAAGUCUUUAAAUGGCAAAUAUGUUCUUGAUCCUUGCUUGAAAUUGACAUUAUACUGAGUUGACAUGAACUGUGUUUUAUUGCAUUCUUGUAUACAGGGAAAUGUGCUGUUUUCAAAGCAAUUGUGUCUGGUAAUCCGACACCAACUGUUCAUUGGACAAGAAGUAACGGAGAAGUAAAUGACCCAGAAAGAUACAAAAUGGUGUCUGAUCCAGCCACGCCUAAUGAACACUGUAUAGAGGUGAGUCAACACACUGGUAUUGGACAGGAGCAGCAUUUUACAAUCACAUCUUUUUGGUCUUUCUAAACAACAAAAUGAAUCUGAAACAACCUGAUUUCCACCUGAUGUAAUAUCAACCAGAGGACGAAAUAAUCUAGAAGUAUGUUGGCUGCAAUCAAGACUAAUAGAUAACCUCGACAUCCAUGUUAGCGAGCGGUGAAAUCACUGGCCGAGGUUGAUUGCAAUUGAGAUCAGCUGUGUUAUUUUAGCGCAUAUUGAUGGUUUAACGAGAGAUCAGCUGGUUACAAUUAGCCCAAUUAGCUCUUUUACAAAUAUAUUUUUUUCACAUAAUGCCUUAUCACUGUGGCUGUUACUUCUCUUCUUUGCUUUUGGCCCAAAAACAAACCCUUCGUCCCCAAUCUGGGGUGACGUAACUGAUGCAAAUUGUAUUCCAAAUGGUAAUACUCAUGGUCAAUUUCUGUACACAGAUGCCGGAAGUAUCAACAGAACAAGCUGAUACCUACAAAUGCUUUGCCACCAAUGAGUAUGGAAAAGCUGUGGUCACCGCUAACCUCAAUGUAAUUGAAAGUGAGGACACCAUUACUCCUGGGUUGAUAUACAGCGUUAAACCUGGUUACAUCUCAUAACUGAUUCUUGAACAAGAGAAACAUGUUACGUUGAAUAGAUCCUUAACAAACACAUAUCUUCAGGAUCUAAGCCAGACAAACUAUAAUUGAUCCAAUUGAUCUUAAUUAACCAAUCUAAUGAAACGUCUCUUGCCUUUCAGUGGGAUAUAAGAAGAGCAAGGCUAUGAAAGAUGCACGAGCAGGUCAGUCACUGAAUUUGAAUCACAAAACAGAGUUUAAGUGAUGUUAACUGUAAAAAAAAAAUACCUAAAAGUUUAAUCUCAAUUUAGCUGCUGUGAAGCCACCUGAAGAUUUCAAAAGUCUCCUAACAAAAGCGUAAGACAAUACUAGAAAAACAAUCAAACAUAGCUAGGUUCUAGAUCCUAAUUCUACCAUAACAGUUUUGACGCAUUAAUGAGAUGAAAUUGUAUUCUUCUUGUUUAAGGGUUGUAGGACCAGACAAAGUUGAGAAAAAAGAUGGAGAAAUCGAUCCAAGGUUUUGGGAUGUGUUGAUGAGUGCCGACAAGAAAGACUAUGAGAAAAUCUGUCAUGAGUUUGGAGUCACUAACUUUCGCUGGAUGCUGAAGACACUGAAUGCGAAGAAGGUUGAGAGGGAGGAGGAACAAGCAAAGGUUUGCCUAAAUCAGAAAUAAUCAAACAUAGUAAAAAUAGGGAACUCCUGUAUAUAGAUUGUUUUUUUACAUCAUUUUUUAGUCAUUUACAGUAGCAGACGCUCUUAUCCAGAGUGACUUACAGGAGCAAUUAGUGUUAGGUGCUUUGCUCAAGGGCACACCGACAGAUUUUUCACCUAGUCAGCUCGGGGAUUCAAACCAGCGACCUUUCGGUUACUUGCCCAAACUCUGAACCGCUAGGCUACCUGCCGCCCAGCAUUUCCCAGUAUGUGAAAAGUGGGGUAUUUAUUCCUCUUACAUACACUGUUGUAUUCCAAAAUGAACAGUAACUGAAUAUCACUAACAUCAUUACGAGUGAAUGUGUUUUUUGCUCCUACAGUAUGUCGAAAACCUCAGCAAUCUGAAACACAUUGAAGUCAAACCUGGUGGAGGUGCAGAGUUUGAAUUUGAGAUGUCGCUUAAAGACCCCAACGUUAAGAUCUUCCUGUUCAAGGUGAGAAUGGUGUGAAAUACACACUGUUAUAUGCAUUGUAAACAACAACCGAGCAGAACAUGUUUGAUUCUAUUUUAGAAUAACUAAUGUGUCUUUACAUGAAAUGUGUUUUUUUCAUGCAUUCAUUAAGACUAAAAAUGUGUUGUUGUACAGAAUGGAGUAAUGGUUCCUUUCAGUGUCGACACAGAAGAGAAGCAUUUUCUGAAGAAAACAGGCAGGAAAAUUUACAUUUGGCAUUAAGGAUCUUGCAGGAGAUGAUGAAGGAUUGUACCAAGUGAUGGUGGAGGGAGUACUUAUCUUCUCAACUGACUUCAAAGGUGAGAUGUCUGCAAUUUAUUCUCUGUUUAAUCAUUUCCCGUUUCAUAUAGGCUAACAAUCUCUAAGGUCAACAAAAUUCCCUCAGGUUAGCCGGUACCCAAAAAUAAAUGUCUGUUCAUUAUCCAUCAAAACAAAAAGGGAACAUAACACAUACAGUGGGGAGAACAAGUAUUUGAUACACUGCCGAUUUUGCAGGUUUUCCUACUUACAAAGCAUGUAGAGGUCUGUAAUUUUUCUCUCACAGACCUUUUAGUUUUUCUUUAAGAAGCCCUCCUGUUCUCCACUCAUUACCUGUAUUAACUCCACCUGUUUGAACUCGUUACCUGUAUAAAAGACACCUGACCACACACUCAAUCAAACAGACUCCAACCUCUCCACAAUGGCCAAGACCAGAGAGCUGUGUAAGGACAUCAGGGAUAAAAUUGUAGACCUGCACAAGGCUGGGAUGGGCUACAAGACAAUAGGCAAGAAGCUUGGUGAGAAGGCAACAACUGUUGGCGCAAUCAUUAGAAAAUGGAAGAAGUUCAAGAUGACGGUCAAUCACCCUCGGUCUGGGGCUCCAUGCAAGAUCUCACCUCGUGGGGCAUCAAUGAUCAUGAGGAAGGUGAGGGAUCAGCCCAGAACUACACGGCAGGACCUGGUCAAUGACCUGAAGAGAGCUGGGACCACAGUCUCAAAGAAAACCAUUAGUAACACACUACGCCGUCAUGGAUUAAAAUCCUGCAGCGCACGCAAGGUCCCCCUGCUCAAACCAGCGCAUGUCCAGGCCCGUCUGAAGUUUGCCAAUGACCAUCUGGAUGAUCCAGAGGAGGAAUGGGAGAAGGUCAUGUGGUCUGAUGAGACAAAAAUAGAGCUUUUUGGUCUGAACUCCACUCGCUGUGUUUGGAGGAAGAAGGAUGAGUACAACCCCAAGAACAUCAUCCCAACCGUGAAGCAUGGAGGUGGAAACAUCAUUCUUUGGAAAUGCUUUUCUGCAAAGGGGACAGGACGACUGCACCGUAUUGAGGGGAGGAUGGAUGGGGCCAUGUAUCGCGAGAUCUUGGCCAACAACCUCCUUCCCUCAGUAAGAGCAUUGAAGAUGGGUCGUGGCUGGGUCUUCCAGCAUGACAACGACCCGAAACAUACAGCCAGGGCAACUAAGGAGUGGCUCCGUAAGAAGCAUCUCAAGGUCCUGGAGUGGCCUAGCCAGUCUCCAGACCUGAACCCAAUAGAAAAUCUUUGGAGGGAGCUGAAAGUCCGUAUUGCCCAGCAACAGCCCCGAAACCUGAAGGAUCUGGAGAAGGUCUGUAUGGAGGAGUGGGCCAAAAUCCCUGCUGCAGUGUGUGCAAACCUGGUCAAGACCUACAGGAAAUGUAUGAUCUCUGUAAUUGCAAACAAAGGUUUCUGUACCAAAUAUUAAGUUCUGCUUUUCUGAUGUAUCAAAUACUUAUGUCAUGCAAUAAAAUGAAAAUUAAUUACUUAAAAAUCAUACAAUGUGAUUUUCUGGAUUUUUGUUUUAGAUUUUGUCUCUCGCAGUUGAAGUGUACCUAUGAUAACAAUUACAGACCUCUACAUGCUUUGUAAGUAGGAAAACCUGCAAAAUCGGCAGUGUAUCAAAUACUUGUUCUCCCCACUGUAAGUGUCAUUAUGUUCCAGAUAAAGUCUUCCAUUCAAAUCUGUCUUUUAUUCAGUUCCCAUGGUGGACUUCCUGGUCAAGAUUCAGGAAGUGAAGGCCAUGGAGAGAGAGGAUGCCGUGUUUGAGUGUGUCCUGUCAUCCCCCAUGUCAAAGAUUCAAUGGACGGGAAGGAAUCAACCAUGUGAACAAGGGGAGAAGUUUGACAUCGAAGUGUCAGAGGACAUGCUCAUCCAUAGAUUGGUUGUGAAGGACUGUGCGAAACUGGAUGGUGGCAUCUAUUCAGUAUCUGCAGGGAUCAAGUCUUGUAAUGCCUUUCUUGUUGUGGAGGGUAAGGAGAUGACAUUUCAAACACAAAAAGUGUUGCUAAGUCAUGUGACUCUUACUUGUGUAACAGCAUAUAAUGUCAAAUGUCACUUGUUAAAGAAAUUGAUCAAUAUCAAUCAAUCAUUUUCAAUAUCAGACAGUGAAAUGCAAAACAUUGACAAUCAAUUUUCCCCACAGAUUUAUUAACCUAUAACUCUACCUAUGUUCUUAUUUGCACCCCAAGCUGAUAACGAUCCAGCCAGCAAGGGGAAAAAGAAAGUACGCAAAACAACUCGAGCAGGUGGGGGAGACGUAGACUUGGCUAAAAUAGCUGCAGAGCAGCAAGCUAAGCUGGCGAAAGAGAGAGAUGAGAGAAUGGAGUUGGCGAAACAGAUUAAGGCAGACAUGGACGCUAAGGCAGCAGCAGAACCCGAACCAGAGCCUGAGAACAAGGAAGAGAAGAAGAGAGAGCUUGGAGACGGAGAGAUGCCAGUUGAAGAGAAGAGAGAGCUUGGAGACGGAGAGAUGCCAGUUGAAGAGAAGAAGAGAGAGCUUGGAGAUGAAGAGAUACCAGUGGAAGAGAAGAAGAAAAGGGUGAGAACAGGUCCACUGAUCCCAGACACCAUCAUAGGUAAGAGGUUCCAAGGUGUCCAAUGAUUUGUAAUGUCCAGGCAUUACAUUCACACUACAUCACCUUCCUAACCAAUUGACAACCACUUGAUGUAUCCUCUAGACCCAGGAGUGCACUUCACCAGUGGAUUGUCAGACGUCAGUGUUAAUAUGGGAAACAGAGGGGAACUGGAAUGUAAACUGAGCAGUGACAACUGUGAAGGAAUCUGGUACAAAGAUGGAGAAGAGGUGAGAUAGAAAAAGGGUAGUAACUUUGAACAUCAUUUAAACCGAGUCCUUAGAUUUGGAAAUGCAAUACUCUUCAAAAAUGGAAUGUCUCAAAUCAAACUUGUUUUUUGCCAUCUUGUUUUGCCAACUACUACAGCAGGUCAGUUCUGUUCAGCAUCAAACUGUGAAAUACACUAAUGGAAUUGCAGAGGCUAAAUGCAGAAAAACUAAUAAUUGAGCUUCAACAGCGCAUGCAUUUGUUUGUAGGUUUAAACAGUAAUUUGUGUGUUUCCUUCCAGAUAGAAGCAUCAGAUGAUAUUGAGAUGACACAUGAUGGGGCCUUUCACAGGCUUAUACUGAAGAACUGCAAGGAGGAAGAUUCUGGCAAAUACCGAUUUGAGGCUGAUGGACGUAAAACAGAGGCCAUGCUCAUUGUAGAGGGUAAAGGAAUCCAUCCAUCCAACUUUUGAAAUAAUGAAUGUAAACAUUGAGGCGGAUGAACUGAAGCUCAGGAUCCGUAUUGCGCGAAUGCAGCAUACUCUGAAGUAGCAUAUGCAAUGCCAAGUCAACUAACAUACAGUGGCUUGCAAAAGUAUUCACCCACAUUGGCAUUUUUCCUAUUUUGUUGCCUUACAAUCUGGAAUUAAAAUAUAUUUUUUGGGGGUUAUGGAUCAUUCGAUUUACACAACAUGCCUACCACUUUGAAGAUGCAAAAUAUUUUUUAUUGUGAAACAAACAAGAAAUAACACAAAAAAAACUAACUUGAGCAUGCAUAACUAUUCACCCCAGUCUCAAUUCUCUGGAAGACUGAAACAGGUUUCCCUCAAGAAUUCCCCUGUAUUUAGCGCCAUCCAUCAUUCCUUCAAUUCUGAACAGUUUCCCAGUCCCUGCCGAUGGAAAAACAUCCCCACAGCAUGAUGCUGCCACCACCAUGCUUUACUGUAGGGAUGGUGUUCUCGGGGUGAUGAGAGGUGUUGGCUUUGCGCCAGACAUAGCGUUUUCCUUGAUGGCCAAAAAGCUCAAUUUUAGUCUCAUCUGACCAGAGUACCUUCUUCCAUAUGUUUGGGGAGUCUCCCACAUGCCUUUUGGCGAACACUAAACGUGUUUGCUUAUUUUUUCCUUUAAGCAAUGGCUUUUUUCUGGCCACUCUUCCAUAAAGCCCAGCUCUGUGGAGUGUACGGCUUAAAGUGGUCCGAUGGACAGAUACUUCCAUCUCCGCUGUGGAGCUUUGCAGCUCCUUCAGGGUUAUCUUUGGUCUCUUUGUUGCAUCUCUGAUUAAUGCCCUCCUUGCCUGGUCCGUGAGUUUUGGUGGGCGGCCCUCUCUUGGCUGGUUUGUUGUGGUGCCAUAUUCUUUCCAUUUAAAAAAUAAUGGAUUUAAUGGUGUUCCGUGGGAUGUUCAAAGUUUCUGAUAUUUUUUUAUAAACCGACCCUGAUCUGUACUUCUCCACAACUUUGUCCCUGACCUGUUUGGAGAGCUCCUUGGUUUUCAUGGUGCCGCUUGCUUGGUGGUGCCCCUUGCUUUGUGGUGUUGCAGACUCUGGGGCCUUUCAGAACAGGUGUGAAUAUAUACUGAGAUCAUGUGACAGAUCAUGUGAUACUUAGAUUGCACACAGGUGGACUUUAUUUAACUAAUGAUGUGACUUCUUAAGGUAAUUGGUUGCACCAGAUCUUAUUUAGGGGCUUCAUAGCAAAGGGGGUGAAUACAUAUGCACGCACCACUUUUCCAUUAUUUAUAUUUUUGAAUUUUUUGUAACAAGUAAUUUUUUCCCAGAGUGGCGCAGUAGUCUAAGGCACUGCAUCGCAGUGCCAGCUGUGCCUCUAGAGAUCCUGGUUCGAGUCCAGGCUCUGUCGCAGCUGGUUGCGACCGGGAGACCCAUGGGGCGGCGCACAAUUGGCCCAGCGUCAUCCCGGGUAAGGGAGGGUUUGGCCGGCAGGGAUGUCCGUGUCCCAUUGCGCACUAACGACCCCUGUGGCGGGCCGGGCGCAGUGCAUGCCAUCUCGGUCGCCAGGUGUACAGUGUUUCCUCCGACACAUUGGUGCGGCAGGCUUACGGGUUAAGUGGGCACUGUGUCAAGAAGCAGUGCAGGUCGGUUGGAUUGUGUUUCGGAGGACGCACGAUUCUCGACCUUCACCUCUCCCGUGUCCAUACGGGGGUUGCAGCGAUGGGACAAAGACUGAGUACCAAUUUGGAUACCACGAAAUUGGGGAGAAAAAGGGUAAAAUAACACUUCACCAAUUUGGACUAUUUUAUGUAUGUCCAUUACAUGAAAUCCAAAUAGAAAAUCAAUUUAAAUUACAGGUUGUAAUGCAACAAAAUAUGUAAUGCAACAAAAUAGGAAAAAUGCCAAGGGGGAUGAAUACUUUUGCAAGGCACUGUAUUGUAGCUACUAUAUGUACUGUACUUGCGCUACUAAAUGUAUGUGAUAUCUGCGUUCCAGAUCCACCCAGAGUAAACCCAGAUGACUUGGCUGACUUCUCAAAGCCCGUCAUAAUAAAGGUUGGCCAGAGCGCUACCUUCAAGCUGUCUUUUAUGGGUCGUGACCCAAUUAAGAUCUAUUGGUACAACGAAGGUGAGGAGUUGGCAGAGGACAAACACAUCAACAUUGAGAAGUCGCUCACACACAGCCGCCUCCUCCUCAGCAAGUGCCAGCGGAAAGCCACAGGAGAAAUCAAGAUCAAGAUAAAAAAUGAAUGUGGAACCAUUGAGGGCAUAUCCAGGUUGAUUGUACUGGGUCAGUGGGAUGAUUUGAAUCUAUUUACAAUGUUGCUGUGAUAAUCCUUUGUGCUUGCCUGAAUGACACGAGGGUGUCUCCACCUUUUUAAACAAUAUUGGCAAUACAGCUUCUAGCUUCAUACACAGCAUUAUCUAGGAUAACAUAGGCCUAACUACAGUAUAAUUAGGAUCCCCUACAUCUAUUCACAGACAAACCAAGCCCUCCCCUAGGACCUGUGGAGAUCAUUGAAGCUUCUUCGGCUGUCCUUGACUUUAAAUGGAGGCCUCCCAAAGACGAUGGUGGCUCUCCUGUGAUCAACUACAUCCUGGAACGCCAGCAGCUGGGCCGUAACUCCUGGAUGAAGCUGGGUCAGAUCCCUGGAGAGCCCAAAUACAGGGACACCAAUGUAGACCAUGGCAGGAAGUAUUGCUACCAUGUCAGGGCUGUGACUGAGCAGGGCAUAAGUGAAAUGAUGGAGACAGAUGACAUCCAGGCUGGUACAAGAGGUAAGACAUAAUCUGUCACCAGAAUGCAGCAUUUAGCUGUUGAAUUGGGGUUCUCGGUCUCCCAGUGGAGGAUGCCCUCAGACCUCCAAAAUUCACUUUUUUUCUUGUUCUCUAGCAUAUCCCGGACAACCUUCCUCACCCAAAGUGGUCAGUGCCUUUGCAAACUGCAUCAAUCUGGAAUGGGUUCCCCCUUCCAACACUGGAGGAACUAAUAUUCUAGGAUACCACCUGGAGAAACGCAAGAAGGGCAGCAAUCUAUGGGGUUCAAUCAACCAUAUGAAAGAGCCUAUCAAAGGUGUGGCCUUUUCAAUACUUGGGUCAUCAUCCAAGUGACUUUCUGUAUUUUUUUAAAUUCUAAUUGCAUAUCCAUUCUAUACCAGUACACUAAAUGAAUUGUAUUUAACACAUUGCUAUAAAUACAACCAUACUGCCAUAGUGCUGAAACAAUACAGAUAUUUUGAUCCCUUCAUAAGCUAUUUUUGUCACACCCACACCUUCAGGUCAAGGGUUUGCUGUCAAAGACGUUAUUGAGGGAAUGGAGUAUGAGUUCCGUGUUGCAGCCAUCAACAUAUCUGGUGCUGGAGAGCCAAGUACCCCCUCUGAAUCUGUUAUUGCAAGAGACCCAAAGAGUAAGUAUUAUGAUCUGUUUCAUUCUGAGAUAGCGAUGAUGAACUGAAGAGCAAGUAAUACUCUGAAAAGCAGCCAUCAUUUGAUAAUAUAACACGUCGUAUGACUGGUAAAAAAGGCAUGACGUUACAGUUAAAAUAUGAAGUAUGUUUGUGAGCAGCUGUUGCACACAGUAUAUUCUAUUCCCCUCUGAAAUCAGUUGUGUUCUUUCAGAGCCCCCCGGUAAAGUCCUUGACCUGAAGGUGACGGGCUCCACCUACACCACCUUGUCCCUGGGUUGGACUAAACCAAGGGAGGAAGAGGGGGUUGAGGAUGAAGCCAAGGGAUACUUUGUGGAGAUCAGACCAGCAGCAAACCCAGAGUGGGACCGCUGUAACAAUAACCCCAUCAUCAUGACCUCCUAUAACAUUUUGGGUCUUAAGUCAAUGGCCAUGUACUGGGUGAGAGUGAUCGCCACCAAUGACGGGGGAGAAGGGGAGCCCAAAGGCUUGGAAAGCUACAUCAUUGCAAUGCCCCCCCCAGGCGAGUGACAUCAAAUCAGCAACAUUGUUUUUGUCAAGUUUGUGUUCACAGUAUCGUGAUAGUAGUUCUUAGACUGAAAAACAGAAUGAAAACCUAGACUUAUUAUAUUCAGUAUCUUAUUUCAAGCUAUAUAAUUUCAAAGGUUUUUUGACAAUUUUCUUAUUUCUCAUAGUGAGACCACAAUUCACUGAUCGCAACAUGAAGAGCUUCAUGGUUGUGAGAGCCGGGAAUUCUGCUCGAAUCAACAUCAACUUUGUGGUCAGCAAAAUCUUAUGCAUGUAAACAAUGCCAUAUCCUGUCUUACAUCAGAAUGACAAGUUUCAAAGACAAAUUACAAAACUCAGUCUGCUAUUGCGUCUAAGUGUGAUACUCUGUGACCUAGAAUGUGUUGCGAUGGUGUAGAAAUACAAUAUCAGAGCAACAAAUUCCGUACUGAAAUGUGAUGGAUGUUAACAGAGAUACUUAGAUAAGUGGAUUGCUCAUUGUAGAAACAUUCACUUAACCUUUUAUUGCCAUGGGCUAAAUCAGGGUCACACAGAGUGAUUCUUGGCAGCCUUAACCAAAUCUACUUUGAAACAAAAGUAUACACCUCACACAUGGUUAUGGGCUUAAAAAAAGAAGACACCUGUACCAUGUCAGAUAUAUAGUAUGUAUUAAGUUUGUAUCCCAAUAUUACACUUUAUAUACAUCAGAAGACUGAAAUAUAACAAAAUAGUUGACAUAAACACAGGAUUUCGUCAGUUAAAAAAAGUAAUAAUAUAUUCCACCCAUGAGGCCAAAGAGGGCGCUUUUGAUCAUUGACUGCAGGAAAGGGCUACAACCCCAAACAAACUAAUCUGUCUAUUUCUACUUUGUCUUUUGGCAGGCUUCUCCUAUGCCAAACAUAACAUGGCUAAAGGAUGGGAUGCCAGUGUCAAAACGUGUAACCAUUAGCAACUCUGAUAAUACAUCCCAGCUCCUAAUCCCCACCUCUGAGCGUCCCGACACAGGAAUCUACACCAUCAUAGUCAAGAACAUGGUUGGUCAGGAGACCUUCAGUGUUGAGAUCAGAGUCACAGGUAUGGUCAUAUAAGAUUCCACUACAUAUUGACAGUGAGUGGUAUUGACAGUGAGUGGUGGAAAGUGAGUGGUCUUGACAGUCAGUGGUGGAAAUCUGUAAGAGAUCGCUACUGUGUUUACUAUCUGUCAUCUGUGGCGUGAGGAGGGGGUGUGAGGGAGUGGUGUUGUGGGAUUAUUUGAGAUAUUACUUGAAGAAGUAGGGUUUUAGAUGUUUUCGGAGGUUGGGCAGAGACUCUGCUGUCCUAGCUUCAGGGGGAAGCUGGUUUCACCAUUGGUGUGUCAGGACAGAGGAGGGCUGAGCAGGAGCACCAAAAGACCAGAGGUGGCAGAACGGAGUGCUCGGGUUGGGGUGUAGGGUUUGAACAUAGCCUGAAGGUAGGAAGGGGCAGUUCCUUGCUGCUCUGUAGGCAAGUACCAUGGUCUUGUAGUGGAUAUGAGCUUCGACUGGAAGCCAGUGGAGUGUGUGGAGGAGAGGGGUGACAUGGGAGAACUUGGGAAGGUUGAACACCAAGUGGGCUGCAGUAUUCUAGAUAAGUUGCAGGGGUUUGAUGGCACAAGUGGGGAGCUCAGCUAACAGAGUCCAGACGGGAGAUGACAAGUGCCUGGAUUAGGAUCUGCGCCGCUUCCUGUGUGAUGUAGGGUCGUACUCUACGGGAUGUUGUAGAGCAUGAACCUUCAGAAGCGAAUCACUGCUUUGAAGUUUGCAGAGAACGACAGGGUGUUGUCAAGGGUCACGCCAAAGUUAUUUGCACUCUGGGAGGAGGACACCGUGGCGUUGUCAACCAUAAUGGAGAGCUCUUGGACUGGGCAGGCCUUCCCCGGGAGGAAGAGAAGCUCCGUCUUGUCGAGGUUGCGCUUGAGGUGGUGGGCCGACAUCCAAGCGGAGAUAUCUGCCAGAGACGAGUGUCGCCACCUGGGUGUCAAAAGGGGGGAAGGAGAAAAGUAGUUGCGUGUCAUCCGCAUAGCAAUGAUAGGAGAGACCAUGUGAGGAUAUGACACAUGCCGAAGAAUUGUGUGUUCUGUAGUCUACUUUACAACAAAAAAUAUGUUUUAUCACACUGUAUGUGUUCUUAUAUGUACUGUACAUUUAAAUUAAUGGUUGACGACCAUUUCUCUCUUACCUGGUUCCAGAUGAUCCCAAGCCUCCCGGCCCAGUGGAGUUGGAGCAGAAUGUUCCUGAAACAGUGACUGUGACCUGGACUCCCUCCCCAGACGAGAAGCGGGACGACAGGCUGUAUUACAUAGUGUCCAGACGCGACUCCAUCAAGCGCAUGUGGCAAACUGUAGCCGACCGCCUCUUCAACAACAAGUUCACAGCCCUCAACAUCAUGGCUGGACGAGAGUACUACUUCCGUGUCUACGCCAAAAAUGACAUGGGGAUCUCUGAGCCUUCUGAGUCGCCAACCUGGGGAGUGACCAAGAAAAAAGGCACGUUAAGAUUGUCAUGUGUCAUUGUUGAUUGUCCAGAGAGAGAGAAUCAUAAGUCACCCUCAAGAGGAAACCAAAAACAGACAUUUGUUGAUUGGUAGUUGGUUAACACAUUUGUCAUUUCAAGGGGAGAAGCUCCAGCACACUGUGGUCUGUAACAGUUUUUUUUAAAAGGUCUCAUACCAAAACCUUGUGGUCACAGAAAUAUGACACUGUACUUUGAACAUCAGUUCAAUGAGUUAACAGUUUCACAUCUCAUGAAUAGGCCUAAACAAAACAAAACUAAGUCAUAAAAGCAAUUUGACUAGGAAUUUGACUAGACUUUCCCCUAUUUGUGUUUCAUGUAGAUAAGUUCUCCAUGACUUUCCGGUCAUCCAAGAGCCUCAACUUUGAGUCAGCGCCAUCGUUCUUAGUUCCACUGAAAGCGCACAGCACCCCGGAGAGCUAUGAGUGCUACAUGAGCUGCGCCGUGAGAGGGGACCCAACGCCCCAUGUCACAUGGUACCGCAAUAAUAUCAGCCUCAACACCAACACCAACUACCUAAUCUCCAACACCUGUGGGGUCUGCUCCAUGCUCAUACUGAGGGUUGGACCCAAGGACACUGGAGAGUACAAAAUCAUUGCAGAGAACCCCCUGGGCAGGGCAGAGUGCUCCACCAAACUCACAGUC